Rattus norvegicus (Norway rat) is the source of this 47275-nucleotide messenger RNA. RefSeq names its product cAMP responsive element binding protein 5 (gene Creb5). Gene Ontology annotation, molecular function: sequence-specific DNA binding; DNA-binding transcription factor activity. NCBI's taxonomy places the organism in Eukaryota, Metazoa, Chordata, Mammalia, Rodentia, Muridae. The record is from RefSeq and is a predicted model, not a curated record. Gene Ontology annotation, biological process: regulation of DNA-templated transcription. Gene Ontology annotation, cellular component: nucleus.
UGCUUGCGCGAUCGCGGGCGCCGCUGCCGCAAGCACCCGGGUCCGCUCGAGGGGCGGGGUCUGGGCGGGGCGGAGACGGGCACGCCCCCUCGGCCUGCGGGCCCCGCCCCUCUCUCCCUCCUUCCCCAACGGACCGCAAUGAUUUAGAAGUUCAGGAAUCCCACGUGACGUCACCGGGGGGGUGAUGUAAUGCACUCUAAAUAGAAUGUAUUGUAAUCUUUGCUCAGUCCAACGUGGUCCCUUCACCCGGGCUCGGCUCUUGCCUUCUCCACACUUGUUUGGUCUGUUUACAUACUCCAUGUCUCUUUUGGAUGAGGUGGUUAUGAAUGUGGAGUUCCAGAUUUAUGAGGAAUCCAAGAUGAACUUGGAGCAGGAGAGGCCGUUUGUCUGCAGUGCCCCAGGCUGCUCUCAGCGUUUCCCAACAGAGGACCAUCUGAUGAUUCAUAGGCACAAGCAUGAGAUGACUUUGAAGUUUCCUUCGAUAAAAACAGACAACAUGCUAUCAGAUCAGACUCCAACGCCAACAAGAUUCCUGAAGAACUGUGAGGAGGUGGGUCUCUUCAGCGAGCUGGACUGCUCCUUUGAGCACGAGUUCAGGAAGGCUCAAGAGGAAGAGAGCAGCAAGAGGAAUAUCUCCAUGCACAAUACAGUUGGUGGGACCAUGACGGGGCCUGGAGCUCACCAGUUAGGCAGCUCACGGAUGCCCAACCACGACACCAGUGUUGUGAUUCAGCAAGCCAUGCCUUCACCCCAGUCCAGCUCAGUCAUCACGCAGGCUCCCUCCACCAACCGCCAGAUCGGGCCUGUCCCAGGCUCUCUAUCAUCUCUGCUCCAUCUCCACAACAGACAGAGACAGCCCAUGCCAGCCUCCAUGCCUGGAACCCUGCCCAACCCCACCAUGCCGGGAUCUUCUGCCGUCUUGAUGCCUAUGGAAAGGCAGAUGUCAGUGAACUCCAGCAUCAUGGGCAUGCAAGGUCCAAACCUUAGCAACCCCUGUGCUUCUCCCCAGGUUCAGCCCAUGCAUUCUGAAGCCAAAAUGGUUUUCUGCAUCAGAUAAUCGGGUCCCAAGCAUGUGAUUGGCGUGUGAUGUUGGAAGAGAAAUUUGGAGAAGUGCCCAACUCUGUGUUUAUUUGUCCACUGUGUGGAAAAAACAAAAUACUAUGGAACUCCUCUACAUUCUAGUUACGUCUUUGAUGCCACUCUACCUGCCCAAUGUCAUUAAGACACAUUUAAUCCCUAAUGUGCAGUUAUAGGAAUACUGUAUUAUUAUUAUUAUUAUUAGACAUAGUUCUUAGGUGUGACACUAUUUGGAAGGUUGGGAGUCUUGUCUCUAGCCAUCUGUACUUGAAAGGCAUGACCACACUUGACAUCCAUCACUGAGUGACCUUUAACCUAUGAUGUUUAGGGGCAGGGAGACCAGGCUUCCAAUACUCCAGGAGAGAGCUAUGUGUCUAUACUCUGCCAGGUGUUCAGAAAGCAGGCUCGUGUCUGUCUUGCCAAUAUAAAGUGGAUUUUCUGAGACUGUUUACCAGAGUUACAGGGAGUAGCACAUUCAUUUCUAAUAUAGUUAAAUUCCAGCACCAUCGUUCACAGCAGACGACUGGAAACGCAUUGCAGCAUUUCUUUUCUCUUUUCUUUCUUGUUCGCUUGUUUGUAUCAGAGAAGGGCUGUGCUUUCUAGCCGUGGGCGUGCAUCUAGAAUGCUGAUGGGCAGCCUGGGCUGUGCAUGACAGUCGUUGUGGGGAUGCUGUGGACCAUUCUGGGAGUUAAUCUGUCCUGAUACAUGACACACCCCCAGACACAGCCUGCUUUGUCACUGAUGUUGGGAACAUCGCCUAUUUGACCUGUAAUUCUUGACCCCAGGAAUCAACUGAACCCCCAGUGCUAGCAACCCCAGGCAAAUGAAAACUAUGGUCGAGGGAGCUCCCUCUGCUCUGCCACAGGCACUGUGAUGUGCCAGAUGGCACGGAGUCCACAGCAAAGCUUGCUAAGUCUUUUUGGAAUUGGCAAAUAUUUUUCAACUCAACUGCCACAGAGCCAAACCAAAUACUUGCUGGCAAAAUAAAGUUCAAAUUGGCAUCUGUUUUGGAGACCGGAGUAGUGCCAUUUACCACCCCCCUCCUUUUUGAAGGAAAAUAAAAAUGAACUAUAAAGGUGCUUAAGAAGAAACAGAAUUAAACCAUCCGUAUGUGUAUGAGUAAAAGUGUUGGGUCUGGGUCUGACACCUUCUGUUCCCAGCUAAAGGAUCCCUCAGUCUUCUUCUUUGCUAUGAAAUCUGUGUCCUUCUUUCAGACAAACUAGAGAUGGAAUGUAAAACUAUGAUUUCAAGCCGUGCAUCCCUGACAAUUGAUUAUUACUGGGUCUUAAAAUCACGAUUCAACUUUAAAAAAAAAUAAGAAAAGAAAAAGAAAGAGAAAGAAAAUGCCACCUCUCUUCUUGCUGCCAAAGAAGGAAAAUGAUUCCGCAGGUGGUACAGGCUUAUAAUUAUUUACAUGCAUGAACUGGAUCACAUGAUAUGGCAAAUUAGCUCUGAGUAAUGUCAGCUGGGAACAAAAGGGAACUGGCCUGUCCUUGUAAAAAUAGUGCUACCCCACAAAUGUUUGCUGAGUUAAAGGCACAGAGUAAGCGCCACUCUGCUGACUCAUGCUCUAAGUGAAUGAAUGCUUCCAGGCUGGUGGUGUCUGCACCCACGACUUGAUCUCAGAAGCUGUGCCUGAGAAGACAGCUUUUCUCUCUGCUCCCAGCUGACCAAUACACUAUUCCAGAGGGGAAAACAGCAGUGUUGCCUGCUGAUGUUUGGAAGAAUAGCUUUCGUGUAGCAGCCUGGAAAAGUGUCAAGUGGUCUUGAUCGGGGUGAUCAGCAUUUCUACUCUUCCUCUGCUCGUUGUGCCAACUGCUUGCUCCACUAUUGCUGCCUUUAACCAUACAGCGUUCUCUAGCAGCGUUUGGGCUUCACAGAUGAAAAGAUUCUAUGAAAUCCGGAGCAUUAAAGGGGGGAAGUCUUCCACGAUUUUCGUGUCAGCCAGAGCCUCCCCAGGCUUCUCUGAACUACAGGCUCUGUUGUUCUGCGCCUAAUUUUCUUCCUGUGCGAGACUGGAAUGGAUUCCAGAUUUCAGUGGAGACUCUCAUCUCACUGUUUUCAAGGGCUUUUCCUAAGGUCACACAGGGGCUUCUGUGAUGAAUGUCCUCGGCAGGGUGUGUUCUCAGAACACACUAGCAAACAGCUACUGAGAGGGAGUUGGCCUCACCUCACCACUGCCUGACUCCCAUAGAAAUUUUAAGCUAAGUGGUGCGAUUUUAAGGAAGAGCCAGCCAUAUUUAAUUUUUUUUGGAAAUGUAUCUCAACAACACCCAUCAUGCUUUUCCCUUGAGAGGAAAGCAGAAUAUAUACGUAUUCUUUAGAAAACAGAGUUUGGAGUAAUGCCAUUCCUCUCUUAGGAAUUGAAGGCAAUCUAAAGCCAGCAAUGUUCCUUCCAUUAUGAUAGACUGACCGGUCAUGCUGGAUUUCACUCAUUGAUGGUCAAUAGGUCAUCUAUAAGGAUGAUGGCUGUUAAUUGAAUAACUACUUAAAUAUGUGUCUGUGGAAUGAACACAGAAAUAAAAGCCCAGAGAGGCAAGACCUUUAUGGAUGAGGACAAUAAGACAGGCCCUUUUACCAGAGCAAGAGGGCUGUAGCCCUUGAGAGACUUAGGGAAAUCAAGUCUUCCAUAAAGCACACAGCUGGGCUCCAUUCUUGGACCUUUAGGUUUGAACCUGUCUUGUGCUUUUGUUGCCCAUCACCACUGAGGAAGCAGGGGCAGCAGCUCUGCCAUUGACUAAUGGCUUCCUCCUCACAGGCCUCAGACAACUGAGAAUUAGGGUGGUAUAGUGAGCGAGCCUUAGUUAAACAGUCACUUUGUUUUGAAUGUCAACCUGGGUGUGUUUGUGUUUGUCUUUCCCCUCCCUAAUUAUCAAGUGGGGUGACUGUUUGCCAUGUGGUGCCCCUUGGCCACCCACUGUCCAACAGAUAAGUCACGGGCAAACCCAACUCCCUGUGGAGCUGCCCAGAGAGUUUGUACCCAUGAAAGAGCAACUCCCUAGUAGCAUCUCCCUGGCACCCCUCAGAAAUGUAGGCCUGUUGGCUUCAAUCAGCCCCAGCUCCAUUUCCUAAAAGUGCAGGAGAAGAAGGCCAUGAAUGACUCCCUGUUCACUGAAGCUUCCCGGCGGGGCAGGAAGUGCUGUUGACUCUAAGGAAGCUCUCAUUAACUUUUGAGUCAUGCUAGCGGCCAUGUGUCUCUGCAGCUAGUAAUCAAAACACGAUGAUGGACUGGACUAAGUGACCAUAUAUUUUUUUUCAGAAUCCUCUUGCUCUGCUCUUCUGAAAACCACUGCCCAAGGAGCAGACUAAUAGGAAUUAUGUAAGAUUCCAUGAGAAUGUUUUUGCUAAUAUGUUCAACGUGUCUCAUUUUAUAGGCCAUUUGCCUCCUUAGAGUCCUGUGGUAGAAAAUAGUAAUUGUCAGCGUUAAUUAAGCACUUGUUUUGUACGUGGCAGGAAAGAUGGGAAGCAUGCUGUAAUGUCUUCUCAUUUAACCCUUUGACAGUCUGGUGAGAGUGGAACCUGAGAGGUUUUGAACACACAAGCAGCUGAUAGGAUAGAGUGCUGGCCCAUGAACCCCAGCUUUGAGCCUUGUCUGUGGAGAGCCCUUUACAAACUGCAAGGUGUUUUCAAAGGCAUGAUGCCACCGGAACUUCCUAGGAGCCUCGAAAACCCUUAUUUUCUAGACACAGCUUAAGAGACCCUUCGAACUGCACACUACAGAACCUGUUGAGGUCUGGUCACAGGCCUGCGUUUAGGUCUCCUUUGAUGGUUCCCUCUCCUUGCUAUGUCAUGCCCACUCUUGUUUUCCCAUGGCAAGCCUGCAUAGCAAAGCUUGGCCAUAUAAACCCAGAAGCAGGGCAACUGCUUAGCUUAUUGUACCUCUUCAAUUCUCUAGGCCUCUCUAAAUCCCAGAGGAAAGGCUUCUCCACAGUUGUUUGUAGCUAACACAGGGCCAGACCUUAUUGUCUUCUAUUAUUAAAGAAAUAAACAGCAUCUGAUGAGUUAGAGAGCUCCUUUCUGCUGGUUGAGAGUAGGACCUGUCAUCUGCUCUUUCAUUGUACCCAUUUACUGUGUGUGUGUGUGUGUGUGUGUGUGUGUGUGUGUGUGUGUGUUUGGGGGAUGUACCAUGUCACUUGUCAAAUGACAAGUAAAUGCUUAAAAUGCUUAGAUUCUGAGGCCAUUGAUAAUUCCACAGAGACAGAAUGAGUUCCUAUAGCAUUUUGUUCCCUGUGGAUCAGACUCCCAAACCCAAGAGAACACUUCUCUUGAAAACAAGAAUUAGAGUUUAUCAACAAACUGCAAAACACAAUGAGGCUCGGGAAUAUUUUAGGGACAUUGGGUAAACAAAGGGCUGAGGUCCAAGUCAUUAACUUGUCUAAGGUCAUAAACUGUCACAGGAGGAAGACUUGACUAGGAUUCCUACCGGUGGGGUACUUUCCAACGUGUCCUUUCUUAGAGUCCUUACUUCAGAGAGAAAUGCUGUGAAGCCUAUGGAGAGAGGAGAGACCCUGCUUUCCUUUCAUGCCGCUGGGAAACAAAACAAGGCCUCUUGUGGCCCAAAGGUAUAGGCCCAGCUCUCUGGCUGCUGGUGAGACUUUGUUGUGAAGACCUGGUACUAUCACAUUAUCCCAAUUCACAAGCCACAAACUGUUCAUACCACAGUUUUAUCUCUCAACAUCUAAUAUAAAUAGUCUAGAUUUUGCUUGUAGUAACCUAUGUUACCUUGUCUCAUCACUGUCUUCUUGGGGCUCCCGUGGAACUGGCUUGGCUCUUUGGAGUUCUGAAUUGGGGUUGGUUAAGGACUGAGGCUACUAAAUCAUGAAGGGAUGUUGAAAAAGAGCUAAGCUCAACUGGGUGUGGCGACACACACUUACUGUUCCAACACUAAGGAGACCAAGACAGGAGUCUCCCCACAAGUUUGAGGCCAGACCAGUGGGGCCCUGUCUCCAGAAAAAUUUCUCAGGCCUGGAGAGAUGAUGAUUCAGUGGUUAAGAGCAUUGGCUGCUUUUCCAGAGAAUGCAAGUUCAAUUCCCAGCAUCCAUAGUGGCUCACAACUUUUUGCAACACUAAUUCUAGAGAAUCUGAUGCUGUCUUUUGGUUCUCAUGGGCAUCAGGCAUGCAUAUGGUGCAUAGACACACAUGCAAGCAAAACACUCAUACUCAUAAUAAAAAAAGAGAAGAGAAAGACUCUCAGUCAGGUCCAUCCCUAUCCUGGCUCUCCCGGCACUCGGGCUUUCUCCUAGGACUCAUUGUCUUCUGGGUUUUAUUUCUUUCUCUUUCUGCCAGGAUCCACCCUGGUUUGGUCACCAUGACAAUAGGUGAAAUACAAUCUCCAUUGCUCAUGGCCUCUUGUCACGGAGCCCGGCACGUGCAUUGCUGGGUCUUGUUUUUGUAUUAGUUUAAUGUUCCUGAGCCUGAAGUCAGCCACAUCUGGACAAGGAACGCAGUCUGGUUGGGAACAUUCUCUGUCAAAGCUUUCGGGCGUGUCUUCCCCGUGUAUCUGUGUACGUGUGCACACACGUGUUUCCUUGUCUGCUUUGGAACACUGUGCAAACAAACGCUGCUUGUGUCACAGAAACCAAGGAGAAAAAAGAGAAAGUCUAGCCGAUCUGCUUGGAGGCAAACUGUGUUCUGCAGAGAUGGAGUUCGCUUUCUUUUCUCGGAGUGGGUAUAAUUUAUACUUUCCAAAAGUUUGGCCAGCACAGCUAAUAACAAAAGUUUGCUUUGUACUUUAGGAUUUUUUUUUUCCUUUAAUGUGCUAAAGACGGAGAGUUGUGGGAGAAAACUCAGACUUAGCAGUGAGCGGAGCCAGAGUGUUGAUUUUAAACCCGGUUUUCUUAAUGAAGCAAAAGGGAUUUAAUCAUCACCUCUAAAAUAACAGUACAUUUUUCUCCAGUGGAAUCCUUGUAAAAUUCUCUUUGUAUCCCAUUCCGCUUGGAAUGCUAGCUGAAAGUACUGUGUGAUACUCAUCUUAGCAUGAACUCAAAGUAUCACAAGGUUCUUAAGAUUAAGUCCCACCAACACAGGCAUAUGUCGACCGAGUUCAUUUCCAAACUCUCUGUGUAGUCACUAGAACGGAAGCCGUGUUUAAGCGGUUACACAACUGUGGCUUCUUAUCCUUAGACAGGCAAGUAAGGAACACGCUUGUACCGUAAUCCAGGGCCUGAGGAGUGAGAGUCACACAGGUAGAAUUUCAGAGCCUGCGUUUCACUUGUACUGCUUUAUGGAAUGUCCUUCUGUUGGCAGUACAGAGAAGCAGGCUGCAUUACGUUCCCAUAGUGUGCAAGGUUUCCGUCAUGCUCUCGGUCCUCCCAGACCCUCCUCCACUCACUUUCCCAGUGCCCCACCCAACAUCUGGCUGCCUGGCCUAUCCCCUUCUGUCCUUUCUGCUUACAGUCCGCUGGGGCCCUGUAAACUCCGUAUCAGACCUCACUCAAGUGGACCAUCUUGCAGAGGUCUUUUCAGCAGUGCAAGAGGGCAGACGUCAUGUGUUCUCUGAGGAUGAACUCAGGCUGGCCUCUGUUUCUCCUUUACUCACCAAGAAGCCCUCACUGACCCUGUCAGCUUUCUUGUCCAUGUCACCCUGUACAUGCCUUAGAGCACAGGACACUUUGGCAUUGUCCCAUCUCCCUAGUUUGCUAUACAUUGUUACGCACAUUGGUUUCCUGGUAAAUAUUGUUUAAGAAAAUGGAGGGGAAAUGUGACUAGCUUAAAGGUAUUCCUGUGACCUAAUAUGUCAUCUAAGACGGUGGCUUUUCGUUUGCUUUUUUUUUUUAAGUUGUAGGCAGAAGGCAAGGUUUUAGCUAUUCAUCCCAUGAAUGGUAAAUUUCCAGGACUCAGACAAGCCUGUGACAAGGAGAUGUUUGGCAUGUCUUUCCCACAACUAACCAAACAUGUGUGAGUUCCUGGGGUCUGCCAACCACAGCCAAGGGCAACACUUGCCAGAGAGGCCCAUGAUGAGACACCAGCUGAAGGUGAGGUGACCUGAUGUCAAGGGCAUUGACACUUUAGUAUUAAAAUCUGGUCAAGACAGGAUUCAAGGAAAACAAAACAAAACCCACAUAGACUCAUAGAUUCCAGGAUAGCUUGAGUUAUAUUUAAUAUAUGAUAGUAAAAUUUUGGAUACAUGUUAACAUUAAAUUUUUCCUUUUUGUCUUUUCUCUUUUUGUGUGAACUUGGCAGCACCCUCCACAGUUAACAUCCUGUGCUUUAGGGUUUAUAUUGUGAGUGUUUUUUCCUAUCAUGAAGUAUCUUUCAUAAACAUUUUAAUACUUCCAUGAUUUAUACCAUGGAUAUCAUAUAAAAAUGAACUAUUCUGUUAUUUUCAUCUCAGGAUAUUUGGAUUUUUCACUAGAAAUAGCUCUUUGAUCACAAAAGUAAAACAAACAGCUACCCCGAAACUACUUAAUCACCCCUUUGAUUAUUUCCUUAGCAGAGAGUCCCAGGAUUGCAAUUAAUGAUCAAAAGAAAUAGAAAGUUUAAAUACUACGUGUGCUUGUCAAAGUUCUUGAAACUUGUACCAAGUUUUAUUUCUUCCUGAAAUACAGGAGAUCAUGCGAAUUCCUCUCUUAUAGCCUUCAAGGAAUAAUAAGCAUUGUUAUUUUUGAAACAAAAUACCAGUUUUUGUUUGCACUUCCUAUAUCUCGGUUAAUGUUAGAUAUCAUUUUCUGCAUUUUCCACUUAACUUUCUUCUCUAAAGUUGUGUGCUUUGGUCUGAAGACAGCUACAGUGUACUUAUAUAUAAUAAAUAAAUAAAUCUUUUACAGGAAAAAAUUGAUAAUUUUUGGGAAAUAAUCAUGAAAAUAUUAAAGACAUGGAAAAUAUUUCAGAAAAAAUUUGAAAAAAUAAAACUGUGUGCUUUGCAUGCUCUCUCUCUCUCUCUCUCUCUCUCUCUCUCUCUCUCUAGUACAGUGCUGGGGAUUAGUCACACACUCUCCAUUGAGAUGUACCCCCAAGAUCCCAUUCUCCAGUUUUAAGACACGCUUUCUUUCUUCCCUUCUGUCCUCUUCUCUCUUUUCUCCUUCCUCUGAGACUCUCUUCCCUUCUCUCUUCUUUGUUACAGGGUCUUAAUAUAUUGCCUAGGCUAGUCUUGAACUCUUAGACUAAAGUCAUUCUCUCUCUUCAACCUCCUUAGUAGAAAAAGCGAUGUUUCUUUGUUUCUUACCUGUUGGCACUGACAUUCUGAGGAGUGAAUGGUGUAGCAAUCAGUUUUGUCAUUGCAUUUUUCAGAUUCUGACUAAUUAACUCUCACCCCUGCCUUAUUUCACUAAAUCUGUUCCUGUUCUGUAAGACCAGACACACACCUAAAAUGUGCUUUUAGUAGGUUUUUUUUCUCUAGACUUUUUGUUUGUUUUACCUCACUCUUUUUCUUGGAAGCAAUGUGGUAUUGUGGUUUGGGUUUUUUUUUUUUCUUCUUCUUCUUCUCCUAAUCUUCUUAAGCUUUCUGAUUUUUAUAGUUACUCAGACUAUUUAUUGCAAAGCUCUUGGCUUCCUCAGUGUGGCUCUACCACAUCUCCUGUGCUCAUCUCUCCAACCCUUUGUUCAUUCAAACCUUUGCUAAGGAGCUUCAGUGCUCAGACAAUUCACAGUGACCUGGGUAGGAUUGAACAGCUUCUGCUUCAACCCCAAGCCAAUAUCCAGCCAUGUUCACCUCACGUGUUGCUGUGUGACCAUAGGAGUUUAUUUUGGCUAGACUUCCCCAUCAUUCCUGGAGGGUUAAGUGUUGCUGAAUCCACUCUGAAUCGUAAACAUUAAACAGGAAGCAUGAGUAACUAAAGCCUCACAGGUGAGGUCAAUUAUUUUAAAGUUGAGCGAGUCCUCUGUUAACCUGGAUCUAACCUCCUUAUCUGUCUGGCUCCCAGAAGGGAAAGAUUUGAACACCUGGCAUAUGCCUGGCACCAAAUAUCUAUUUGUCUAAGGAAUGCAUAUGGGAUACUAACAUACAAUCAUAUCAAAUAUACGCUGUGUAUUAAUGGUCACUCCUGUUGCUGUAUGCCUUUUGUGUGGUAAGGAUUCAGUGAAAGACUGCGUGGGGAGCACUUGAACCACACAUUUCCAUGCAUUGUGUUAUUUAAUCCUACUAAUCCUCUGACAUAGCCAUCUCAUUUAUGCGGGCAUAUGAAUUAAUACACAGAGGACAUUGCCCAAAGCCAGGCAGCCAAGAAGUGGCAGUCCAAUGAUUUGGGCUUCAGACAUGGGCUUCAGAUAUGACCCUUUAAUGAUGAAUGUCUGCUCUGGUGACCUAAACACAGUGUGGGGAUUGGAUCGUAGCAGCCACAGGAGAGUGCUAAUGACGGGUGACCCAGCUGACACUUAGUGCCAUAUCAACCAUGCAGUGACAGUCAGUCAGGACACAUGACAGUGACAGUCCUGAGGUGUUUUCCUGGUCUGUUGUAACUCUCCUAACCAUGUGCAUACAUCAUUUCCCUGUACCCAGCAAGUGGGGAUUGGAAUCACAUUCCAGCCAUGACUCUAAUGGAGUAGUCCCACCUGGUCCUGCAUAGGGAGUUCAGCGCUCAGCUGUACCCAGGAGUUCAAAUCUCUACAGGUCUUCUUCCUCCCUUCCUUCCUCCCUCCCUCCCUCCCUUCUUUCCUUCCUUUUUAAGAUUUGAAAUUCUUUCUUGAGCUGAGAACUGUACACAUGGUCUUGUGCUUGCCUAAGUUUGAAAUCUUGAAUGCCGAACCAGAAAACAACGAAGUUUCCAUGUCUUUAAUAGUAAAUCAAGUUUGUAGUUUAAGAUCUCUGGGGCAUUUUCACACUAGUCUUCAGGCUAGACGGGGACAUGAAGCAUUGGGCACACUGCAAUUAAGAGUAAGAUGAGGCUAUUAUUUUCCUCAGAGAAUCAAGAGGCAGCAGUAAGUCAGUGCUGCCUGACUUAACGAUUUCACCUUUCAAAUUCUUUUCCAUUUCGGCAUCUAAAAUAUGGGGAUAACUACGAACAGGACUUCCUUUUGGAGGUUAAAUGGGGUAAUAGACUUAGCGCAUAGUAAUUUGUUUCUACAUGUUUUUUCUUUCUCCCACCCCCAUUUCAAAGGAUACUUUUCUGUUGCUGUUUUAAUUUGUUUAAACCAUGCUUGCGUGAACUCUAUAAUCUGAAAAAGAGAAGUUUGGGCUAUAAGAGAUAGUGAUUUACUUUCAAUCGUUCAAUAGAAGUGUGAUGACACUGGCCAUAGGAUUAAGGCCCCAAAUUCACUGGGUUGCUAUGGUCUUUAUGGAGACAUGGAUCUAGGAACCCAUGGGAUUUAUACAGCUGUCACCUUGCAUUUGCAGAUGAGUUAAAAUAUGUAAAAUAAAUGUGACUCUUAAUUCUUUUCAGAUUGUUCAAGACUUGCUUUAGAAAACACCUUAGAGGGUUUUCAAAAUUCAAACAUGCAAUUUUUAUGUGCCUAACUAGAAAUUUGGGAUAAUUCCUAAUCAUGGGAAUGCAAACAUAUCCUUGUCUUUAAGCAUUUUGCUGUGAAAAUGAAUACAAAGGAUAAGACAAUGAAGAAUUUAAUAAAGGUCAAAUUACAUUGCUUAAAUCAGACAUUUACUGCAGAAAUUGCUGUAAGUUUUACAGAUACUAGAAAUAUACCUUUCUCUGAGAUGCAACUGUAUGCUCAAUAUGACAUGAGUAUCCCCAUUCCAACUAGGGUAUUUUCUUCCUAAAACAAUAAUGGUCAUUCUUGGUUCAAAUGAGAACUUCUCUUGGAUUCUGAAAAUAGGCUCAGAUGAAUUGCUAGUAGCAGAGACAUUGGUCCCCAGUCCCUUGGACUCUGGUAACUACAUCUCUAGGAUGCUAGUAGGACAGCAAUUUGGCUAUCGAGCCCUUUGAAACAACCAUGAUAAUCAGAUGUGAAGACUUGAUUAUUUUCAAGUCCGAUGAAUGAGUCUAGCUGCUCUGUAGACCAGUGUGAGCUAUUUAAGAAUAUAGGAUCAUAGCAAAGACAUGCUCACCUCACUCCAUCACAGUAACAAACUCUGUCUCCUGGGAAUUUUCUUGAGGAACAAGUCUGGACAGAGCCAUGGCUUAAUGACUAGAGUUGUCUAAAACCAAGUUGUUCUAAAUACCAGUUCAGCAUAACACGGAGUAUGAGUUUGUAGGGAAAGAUGAGAUAAAGGGCUGUGUCACCUCCUCAGGCAAAGACAGCUGGUCACACUGUCACCAGGGAUGUCAUCCCUUUUGUUGCAUCAGAUCGGUUUUCACAGUUUUGUUGUGAGGAAAUGUCUCUAGCUUUCUACAGAGCGAUCAGUUCACUCAUUCAUCCUGUAACCCCAAAACCUUUAUCAGUUCACUCAUUCACCCUGUAACCCCAAAACCUUUAUCGAGCACUUUUAAGGUUCCACUUUACACUUGGUCCUUAGAAAUACACGAUAAAGACAUCGUGUUCCUAACGGAAGGAAGCCUUUAGGAAUUCACACCGUCAUGGAGGAAUCGGAUACACAAAUGGAUGAGUACGCGUGAUGAUACAGUCAGAUGCAGAACUGUGGAGUCUCCUUUAGCCGGGAAGGGGAGGGAAAGACUGCCCUGUAACUCUUUCAGAAGAUUCCACAGCCCCGUCCAGUCCCUGGGCUACGGAACAGUGGCGACCAGCAGCGUAUGGAUAUUUAAGUUAUAAAUUCACCAAAAUAAAUUACAAUCUAAAAUGCAGUGCUAAAUCUUAGUGCCUAAGUUGUAAGUAUAAAUAACGACCUGUGGCCAGUGACUCCCAUAGCAUACAGCGCACAUAGGAAUAUCCGUCACCACAGAAAUGCCUGUGUAUCAGCGCUUGCUAAUGUAAGCAAAUAUGAAGGGUGGGAAAGGCUGAUUUUCCAGGGAGAAUAUACAGUUGUUAAUCCCAAAGAUGGGAGGAAAAGACCACUGACCCAAAGCAUCAUGGCCAAAUUAAUUAAAGCAAGCAAUUAAUUAAAUCAAGCUCUUUUAUUGGUGUACACAGCCUGCCCCCCACCCCAAAAAGCAGGGUUUGAGAGCACAGAAUUAGAUGUGAGAAAUACAAGGCUUUUAUAGCAUAGGCAUAGUGGGUUUUCAGAUGGGGGAAAUGUAGCUCAGUAGUAGAGUGCUAUGUUUGUCCGGUGUGUAAGAAACUUUGCUUUUAAGUCCCUUAAAACAUGCGCACGGAGAUGCACACACAUGCUUAUAUAAAAAUUAUUUUUAAUUUAAUUUAGUCCAGGCUUUGUAACCCCAACUACCUGGGAGGCUGAAGCAGAAGGAUCAUAAGUUCAAGGCUAUCUGGACUACAGAAUGAAUUCAAAGCCAACCUGAGCAAUUUAGAGACCAUCUCAAAAUAAAUGUGAAACCAACAAAAAACAAACCAAAUGAACCAAAGCAUGCCUGGGGAUGUAGUUCAGUUCUCUAUGACUCAGCUGGCAUGUGGGAGAGCCUAAUUCAGUCCCAAAUACCAGGGGAAAUAAAUGGUACAUGCAACUGCAUCGUUCAUGCUCUCUCUCUUUCUCUCUCCCUCUCUCUCUCUCUCUCUCUCUCUCUCUCUCUCUCUGUCUCCUCCUUCUGUCUCUGUCUCUCUUUUGUGUCUGUCUCCUUCUCUGUCUCUGUGUCUGUCUGUCUCUCUCUGUCUCUUUCUGUCUUCCCCUCUCUAUAUCUGUCUCUUUGUCUUCCUCUCUAUCUUUGCGUCUAUCUCACUCUGUGUCUCUGUCUCCGUUUCUCUCUCUCUCUCUCUCUCUCUCUCUCUCUCUCUCUCUCUCUCUCUCUCUCUCUCUGUCUUCCAAGAACCCCAACCUCUAAAUAACUUACAUGCAUUACUCUCAGAAGGUGGCUCCUUUACUUGAGUUUGUUACUUCAAGUGUAAACACGUGUGUGUGUGUGUGUGUGUGUGUGUGUGUGUGUGUGUGUGUGUGUGUGUGUGUGUGUGUACAGAAGGAGAAUUUAGACUCGAAGCCAGUUUAUGGUCUGGGUGAAGUUGUUGUUCGUGAUCAGAGUCUUGAAGAUUUAUUAGAAUUCAGAAGGAGUAGUUGAAUUCAGUUCUUUACCUUGCUUUUAAAAGCCGUGAAGUUUUACUAAGCUGGUGUAGCACUGGAGUUCGGCAACCACCCAGGAAGUGAAGCCUCCUCUCCUACUGGCAUAUUCAUGAACAUCUUUCUGCUAAACCUCUCUUUGUGCUGCAGGGAGCUUAUUUGGCUCUGCUAACUUACAAGGAACAGCCUCCCUUCUAAAUGGUGUUAGUGUGGAUUAGUUCAGGGAACCAGAGCCAGAUCUUGUUUGCAUUGGAUGGCUGAAGAAAGGAUUUGGGUAGGGGGAGUGUUUCGGAUUAUGCAAAUCACUGGCUGAUCUGUAGGCUAGAAGCUCUUAGGGACUAAAAAGGCAGGUUUUUCCCUAACCACUUACUAACUGGUCAGUGAUCUAGCUCACAUUUCUGGAAUUACAGGGUAGACGACCUGGACAGGUGCAGCUAAAAGCGUUAGUAAGCAACCAUGAACCAGUGCUGUUUAUCCUGUGGGUUAUAAUAGUCAGGUCUCUUAAAAUUCACCCCUGGCAUGUUCCAGGCAGGUUUUUAACUAGUAGACUCUGCCAAUGGCCACUUCCCUUUUCCCUGGUAUUUUAGCUCUGCUGGGAAUGCCUACCAUUGAGAUCUUGGGUACCCUGGCAGCCACGAGGCCUUCCAUGGGUUACGAUGGUCCUUGUUUGAACAUCACCAGUCCUGGACAGUCUCCAGCCGGAUCGCUCCAAGUCAUCCCAGGAAAGAUGAACUCAAAAGAAUGAGAGAGACUUUGGUAAACAUCCUAUACAGUAUACAUGGAGUCCAGUGUACAGCAGGAUUUUUAGAAACGGUGUAAUAUCAUUAGUGAAAUAUGAGGCAAAUCAGUUUUCCAUACUUCCACUGACAAUCUCCUUUGAAAAGGUAUUACUAGCACUUACUUCUUAAUCGCUUCCAGUAGAAAAUUCUUCAAUAUACGUAGCCUUUGGAAAACAAAGGGCAGUAAGGAAGAGGACAUUAACGUUGGGAGGAAAGGAAGAUUUAUUUUAAUGUCCCAUUGUUAUUUGAUAUGCAUUUCUUACAUCUCUAAAUUUUAGUUAAAUGUAAAUUUACACAUGGAAAGGAAGCUCAAUGGUAUGCGCAGCCCUCUGGCUCCUGUGUUUAGCUUCCCAGCAUCAUGAGUUCAUAUGAACAUCUUACCUGGCCGGAUGAGGAUUUUAACAUGCUUGGCAAUGAACUGGCCCCAUUUGAUUAGAAGGCCUUGCAUUCUCAGAAUGCUAAGGAACUGAGCACCUAUCAAGUGAAUUUUCAGAGCGUCCCUUGGAUCUUCCUGGUCGGUCUUCUACAAACAGUUCCAGUUAAAGCAGUUCCCAAUUCUCACAAAUGUGGGUGGCGUUCCCACUGUGUUUAAAAGUCAGUCAUUCAGAACUCAAAAAACACUUUUCCUCACAAGACAUGUCAGAGACAACGACUUUCCCAGGGUUGCCUACAAAAGCCCUUUUAUUCCACAGUGCAUCAGACAGAUCCCUACAUGUUGCUAGAAGAGCGGAGGGGUGUGGGACCACAGUCCCCUUUCCACAUUCCCAAGGACCAAGGACGACACUUGUUGUUUGCUGUGGUGGCUGCCAUCUGGACUUCAGGAAGCAGAAAGGAAAGGGUUUUUCUUUGAAGAAAACUUGCUGUCUACAGCCACCCAGGGCACACACCAGGAUAAAAUGUAUUAUUUCCUCAUUUUGCCUUUGGGGUGCUGAGAAUUGGGCCUGGAUCACAGACUCGUAAGUCAAGCACACUUCUUUACUGAGCCCCAGUCGGAAGCAUUAAGAUACCUCUAUUCUUCUGUAAGUAGGCAUAUCUUGAAUUAUUUCUUCUUUUAUCAUUGUGAGCCCCAUUAUGGCAACUCUGCACCCUUCCUUGAUUUACAAAGUGGAGCCAUCUUGAUCAUAAAACGGUAGAAAUCAAUGUCCCUGCGAUUCGAUCCUAACAAGAGCACAUAUCUCCUACUGCUUUAAGAAACUGACAUUUUCAUAGACCUUAAAAAUAGCCAUAGUGAGCUGUUCCCACAUUCAAUUGACAUACUGUCACUUUCUAAUGUCAGAACAAUUGAUUGGUUCUUUUCCGUGUAGAAAGCAGAGAGAUGAGUGAUGGCUACAGUCUACAGAACGAUUAAGUCUACCUGCUGAGAGGGCUGAGCUCACUGAAACAGUUCUCUGUGCUUAUGCCACGUUCAAAUAAGAGUAAUCCUUCACCUUCUCCUCAACUCUGGCAAACCCAGUGUGGUCUAGUUAACAUUUUUGUACACCCGGAGGACAUAUUUAUAAUCCCCGAAACCAUAAGUCAUUUCCCAUCAACUCCCAUACCCAUAUUGUGAUGAGCUAGGGAAUUUUCCAGCCACUGUCACACACUCUUGCCUUUUCUGAGGGUGUUUUUACCAUAUGGGAGUGGACUUGAGGGCAAUGUCCAAUGAGAGGGCAAGAUCAGGUCCGGGUGCACAGCAGAACCUAUGGAGAUGGACAACAGAAAACAGAGGAAACUGCUGCCCCUUGUGGGCUUGUGAGAAAAGCGCCCCAGCUGCAUGGCUUUUUAAAUGGCAGAUGUCAUUGGAGGCUGAAAGCUCCAAGUUCAAAGAAUCUACAGGGUUGGCUCCUUUGAAGCACUAAGGUGAACGGGAUCUAUUGCAGGCCUUUCUCCUUGGUUUGUAGAAGACUAUCUUCCCCCUAUGUCUUUACAAAGUCUUCCCUUUGUGUGCUCCCCCUCCUCCCCCAUUGUUGUUCUCCUCCCCCCUUCCUCCUCUUCUUCCUCUUUUUUCUUCCUCUUCUUCUGACCUCAUUUUGGCGUUAAAGGAUCUAUCUAUAAACAAAAUCUCACUCUGGAGUAUUGAGAAUUAGGAGUUCAUCACAUAUAUUUGGGCAAGAGGCAAACAAGAACUGGAAAUCACAGAUGCUUCCAAAAGCAGAUCCUUAUAUCUAAAACAUGUAGGGGUUGGGAGGGGACUCAGUAGAUAGAUUUUUUAAAAAGUACUUGCUAGGCAAGCAGGAGCGUCUGAGCCUGACAUCAGAAGCUGGCCUUGUGGUCCGCGCUUGCUAUCCCAGUGCUGGGGAGCCGAAGACAUGAGGGUUCCAUAGGCUUGCUGGCUUGCUGGCCAGUCAAUCUAGGAAAAUAAGUGAGUGGCGGGCUUGGUGGGAGGGCCUGCUUCAAAAAGUAAGAUGAUGUGUGAUGGAGGAAGAUAACUCAGGCUUGUGCAUGAGCAUACAUGGCUCUGUGUGCACACGCAUACAACACAGACACAUGAAUAUAAUCACGCACGCACGCACACACGCAACCUCUGAGCCCCAAUUUCUCUUUAUAAAAUUAAGUCUUGAAUUCCAGAGAACGUUUUGUGAGAAUCUGUAAAGCCCAACUUUACUGUGCUGGUCUUACUAAUGGAUCUUCCUUGAUCUUUGAUCUUCCUUGAUCUAUACAGAGCUUGUGGAAUGGUCCAUUUCUGGGUCUGGAAAGCAGAGGAGAGAGGUCCCAAGCACAAACCUUCAUUGUACUUUCUCUCAGAGACACAUACAUGCAUUUGGAAGACUGAGAAUGGGUGUCUGUGUCAGGUUUAUACCUUGAGUACCUUUCUGCCUCCCCCUGGCACUUCUGUAGAAGAAACAAGGCGUUAUUAUGUCACAGUCACACCUGCUAGCCAGAUUUUGCCAAACGCCCAGUGCUCAGGUGUUCUCAGAAGAAGAGUGAAAGUGUGUUUGCCUGUUUUCAGCUUUGGAGAAGGUGAUAUAAGCUAUAGAAAAAUGGGAACUUGAGAAAGGCUCUUUCUAAUCAAGUCCUUCAGCAGCUGGUCCCUGACCUACACACAUUCUGUUUGAGAAACCUUCAGUUUCUAAUGAAGCUUAAUUGAUUAGGUCUAUUUGUACAAAGCUCAGGCCCUAAUAAGCAAGCUCCCACUGGGACAGAGCUAAAUAGUUUAUGAGGUAAUUUGUAUUUUAAUGUCUUUCCUAAUGAGUCCUUUCAGUAAUGAAACCCCCCUGAGAAAACUUUAUUGCUUCAUAGACAUUUCUUAGGAUACCAGGGCAGGAAGGCUGAGCAGGAAGCUUUGGCUCUGGUGGAGAAAACAGUUCUCAGAUCAAAACAAAUCGUGUUCUUUGUUUUUUCAAAAAGUUCGAAUGUGACCGUGUGUCUUGCUUUCUAAACUCUGGCCUUUAAUCCCAAUUUUCAUAUUAAAAACAAGAUUUUCUUGUCUGAAGCUCUGUAAUCUGCUGGCUUUUUAGAAAGCAAACCAUAUGAGGGCUUCCAGUGAACAAGAAGGUUGUUUGAAAGGAAAAGAAGGCACAAACACUCACAUCCAGACACACACAGACACACAGAUACAAAGACACAUACACACACCACUUACCAUAUGACACAACAUAUUCUCCAGGUUAUAUCUCAGCCAUGUUAGUCCCUUCUCUUAAUAGCUAAUAAAUGCAUCAAUCACUCCUCAUUAAGGAUAAAGCCAAAAGGAAUGUAUACUAAGGAAGCACUUUACACAUGAAAAAUGGCUGAGAAACAAAACAGUUACUUGUAGACACUCGUAGAGAGAAUGGAGUCUAUCACUCUUUAAGAGACUGAGGAAGCAGCAUCCUGGAUUUUUCUAGCACCCUCUAUAACCUCUAAGAGUGAAGGAACUCGACUUUCUUCUCCUAGAGCUGAAUAGAAAGAUUCAUAUGUUCUUGAAUACCAUCUGAAGUCUGACACUCAGGCAAGGAAUUCCAGUCUCAAAGGGUUUCCCUGGGCUCUUCUUCUGAGGGGAGGGACAUGCUAGCUAAGACCCUGGUGUAGUCUUACCACGCUGAUGGUAUACCUAUGGCCAGUUCUGCCUAUCCUGGGGUACUUGAAAAAACACAAAGAUCAAAGCUUCCAUCAGAUAUUAGACACCGAAGAGCAACCUUUGUUUAUCAGCAUCCCCUCACCUUUGGUCUGUUAAUAACACCCCUUCCCCAUGAGAACAGCUUUCUCAGGUGGAUACAGAAGAGAGCCGAAGUCAUCUGGAAGAUGUUCCAUGAGUCCUCACUGGAGUCACAAAGCCUCCUGAUGCCUUUGUUCCCCAGGAGAGCUAGAACAAUAUACCAUGACAAGGAAGAGACUCUUCUUGGGCCUGUGGCCAUGUGUCUGACUUCAGAUUACGGUUCAUUACCUGAUAGCUUUGGAUAAGCAGGAUAAAAACAUAGUGGCAUAAUAGGAUGUGAGUUUUAAUAACAUACCUGUAGGCCACUAGGAUUAGGGACAAGGAAGACGGGUAGUGUUUUCUUUCCUUUUUCUACUAGCAACACCAGGGUUCAUGGUAGGCUGCAAAAGCCUAAAUCUACAAAAGACAAACAUGAAAAGUAAGUCAUUUGACAUGCAAGGUGAACAGCUCAAGUUUUAUAUGAGUAAUACAAGCAAAGAAACCUGCAAGAAAACCUUGAAAUCCACCAUAACUCUACAUCACCAAAAAGAAUAAUGUAAAAGCCCUUAGCCCAAAAGCAGAGAGAUUCCACUUAGGGAUAGAAUACAUUCUUGUCAUUGGAGUUGUUACGGUGAAAGCCCUGGGCUCUGGAAGCCCUAACUAAUUAGGUUCAGCUACCUGUGCCCAGUAGUCUAAUUAAACAAGCUAAAUCAGAGUGAAAACCAGAGAAAGAUUUGUUCAGUGUGGCAAUACUGGGAAGGAGAACAAAACCAAUAAACAAACAAACAAACAAACAAACAAACAAACCAGGGCAAACAAAAAACACUGGUGACCCCUCAAGUCCAUUUUUGAGGUUCUGACGUGAAGUCUAGAUUUAAGAAGAGACAAUAGAUUUGGAUUAGUGGUCCUGCCCACCACUGAGCCAUCACUGUCUAGGUUCUAGUCCUUUCAACAAGUUGGCAGAAGUAUAUGACAUCUCUCACUGGGAGAUAAGUGUCUUCUCUUAUUAACCUUUCCUUUUCCUUGUGUGAGAUUCCUGGAGAAACUCUGGUCUCUUGGAGAAUGGCCAUUUCAUUAAUCUGAUGGCCAAAGAAGGGCACACAUGUAUCUCAGUAGAAAACCUUCUUCCUUACCAUGAUGGUUAUACUCUGAUUGUGGAAACUCUUUUUAAGUAUAGAGGAUGUGUCUCUGACAAGAAAGUGGUCUAAGAAGAAAAUGCCAGAGUGCUGAAGGGGGCCAAUCAAAAGUUGCAGGCAGACUUUGUUGUGGCACCCUCAUCCUUCAGAAGUGAAGAUUCAGCAUGCGUGAGAUAAAUGAGUCUAGAACUUGGCCUCUGGUAUACAAUGCGGAGCCAAGAAGCUUCUACCUAACUAGCCCCAAAAGUUACUAUCACAUGCAUGGGGGCACGGGCCACAGCAUAUGACUAGGAAUGCAGAAUUGUUUGUAGAUGUUGGCCUUCAGACAGUGAAUUCUGUGAUCCCAUGUGUUUCCACCUGGGCAAGGACUUAGUGACAAAGGUGAGGAGGUCUCACCACAUUUUCCUUGCCAAUGAGUUGCCAGUGUAGCACAGAGAAAGUAUAAAAGAGUAGGUGAGUGAAAUUUAUGAAUUUGAUAGUUUCAUUUAGCAUCUCAAGCUGUGGAAAUUUUAUGAUCCCACUGAAAUAACCCUGGUCCACUCUACCUUUGUUUUGUGGAAGCAGGGGGAGCUUUGUAAAUAGUCUCCCGGCCUUCUACUGACCAGGCCUCUACUUACAUAACCAGCUCCUGUUCUAUGGGUAUCUCAGCACCUCUGAAAGCAGAGAUCUCAACAGGGAGAACUAAUUUCAGUGACUUAUCCUAACAGCAUUCUGUGUGAGACGAGUCAGCUCCUUCCCACUUACUUAUGAGUUAAUUGGUAUUUAAAUGCAAGUCUUCAGGCCAGUGAUUUAUUUUAAUAAUAUGUUAGCCCCAUGGCAGGCCCAUGACUUCAUGACUGCAACAGUGGAGAAAGGGCAUACCGCCCUGACAGAUGUCUCAGAGGCUGAUUUACGAGGCUCUCCUCUCUUCUUGAGUCACUCUUGCCUCCUCUGCCUCAAGCCCCUUUGAGUGGCUCCCAGCUGUUGGGGCCCCCAUCCACCCAUCUGCUGGAACAACAGUUAAAAGAAGGGAGUGGGCUGAGUACAACUAACUGGGAUGAAGUUAUUCCUGGAUAAAAAAUAUUGGACUCCGUGAGUAGUGAGGCAGAGGCAUACUGCCCAGUUGUGACCAGUUCCACUCACCUCUAUUAAAACAGAAGACUACGGGUGCUGGUAUUAAAUCAGUCUUUAUUGUUCUGAGCACUUAGCAAAUGUCAUACACACUUGCAUUGGCCUUACUACAUCCAUCUCCACAAUGAUGGAGUCAUCAGACUCUUCAAGAUCAUCUUGAGGAUUUUUCAAGAUGAUCUGGAAGGUUAUUUUGUGUUUAUUGGGUUGCCAGGGCACCCAGUACAUCAGUAUGAGGGGAAGUAUUUAAUAACAGAUUUUUACGCAAGGCAAAUAAUUUUAUGUCUCAGAAGUAGAAUCUAAUUGGCCAAGAAGUUGGCCCAAAGCUGAAAUUUGACAUCAUUCUUGGCAACUAAUAGGUCUUUUUUUUUAUAUAUAAAAUAUAACAUGCACAAUAUAAAAAGUACACUAUAUCCUUUCUAGAUAUAACAGACUGAAAAUAUGACUGUUAAUAAUGAAUCAGUUUAUGUAAAUGACACAAGCUACAAUAGUCAUUCUUUAUUCAUGGAGGAUUACAGCUCAAGACCUACAGUGGAUGUCUAACCACGGAUGGUAUUGAACCUAUAAUUUAUUGCAUCUUUCAUAUUAACUGUUUAUCACAUACUGUGGCCCAUAACAUUGUAGAUUCCUUUUUCCUUUUACAGUUUUGUUUUUACUAGGGAUCAUAGCAAUAUCAACACGCAUUAUUUUCUUUAUUUUUCAGUUUUCGCUUUCAUUUACUUUUUUUUGUGUUUGUUUAGGGUUUUUUUUUUCUUUUUCUAAGACAACAUUUCCUUUUGCAGGCCUGGCUGCUCUGGAACUACUCUAUAGACCAGGCUGAGUCUCAGAGAUCUGAAACUCAGAGAUUGGCCUGCCUCUGCCUCCCAGGGGCUGAGACUAUGCCUGGCUUUUUUCAUUUAAAUUCAAAUGAGGAACAUCCUAGAUUUUCUUAGACAUAUUUGAAUCACUAGCACCUCUCCUCUUGUACUUUGGGAGUGCUAGUAAAUAAAAUAAAGGUUACCUGAACAAAAGCAAUAUGCCCAGGUAGUUGCUCUUACGACCAAGAAGGUUGUAGAGUGACCAACACGUGAGUCACAUGAAGAGAGCAGAUACUGGAGAGAGCAGUGAAUCACUUCCAGGGUUGACUGUGUAAGAAUCCAUCGUGCCACUUAGAAGAGGAAUCAGGGACUUACGAGUGAAACAUGUCUUGACUUUCCAAUUUAAUAUUUCUAUGUCACGACUGACCAUGUGUAACAGAACCUCACCAGAGUGGAAAGCUCUGAAUCAGGCAGGGGACGACAGCAUCUCCUAAAAACUGUCAGUCGUAGUGACAGCAUCUCCUAAAAACUGUCAGUCGUAGUAACCACUAAACAUUUUCCUCUUGUCUUUAGCAUUUUUGAUAUGCAGGUAUACAGAGCAUAUUUGUAUAAUAUAUAACCGAUAACUGCAUCCCUGGAACAAGACUGUCAGCAGUCAUUGCCAACUAGGGGUAUGCUUCUAUAUUGUUCUCCUGAAUAGAGAUCACCCAUGUCCUGAAGUCUGUACUCAACAUGUUUUAAAAUGUGUUUAUCAUGAACGUACGUUGCUACAAUGAAGCACCAUGACCAGAACUGCAUUAUGCGUAUUUUAAAUGACAUAUUGCUAAAGUUUUAGUUUUGAGCUUUCUAGUGGAUGGUAUCAUUAUAGCCCAGAGUUGCUUUUUUUAUUCUGUAUUGGAUUAUUUCCAGAAAGGAAACUCAUGGAUCUCAUUUUCAAAAGGAGAACGGUCAGGUGUUUUCCUUAUCUUUUUAUCACUGUGCCUGAUAAGAAGACAGUUAAAGGAGGGGAGGUUCGUUUAGGCUCACAGUCGAAGGGGAUACUGUGGGUCAAGAUGCAGAGCACGGUGGGUUAGCUUCAGAGGAGCAGGAAGGGAGACAGCUGUCUUUCCACAUCCACAAGAGUCUGGAAAUAGAUCUAGGACAGGAAGCAGGCCCAGGGUGCCAAUGGAAACCACCAUUCAGAAGCCUCCCUUGGGUAAGUCUCAGAUCCUAAAGGUUCCAUAAACUCCCAAAAGGUCACCAGCUAGGGACCAAGUGUCAGGCACAUGAGGCAUUUAUUAUCAAAUCUUAACAAUAUGUUAAUCACAUCUAAUCUUUAUCAUAGAUACUUAAUAUGUAAGAAGCAGAACUGGAGGAUCAAUGUAAAAUACAUGACCCUUCUUCAAGUGAAAGGUCUUAGAAGUUUCUAUAUCCAUUUUAAUUGAUAAAAGAUAAUUACAGCAUAUGCAUUUCAUCUUUUUCUUAAUGUUUUAACAGUGCAGUAACUAAAUCCAGAGAAAGUAUAGUUUACAAGAUACAUUUAAAAACUAAUUAUCACAUAAUAACUAUCAAAUUAGAUAUACUUUAAUUUUUUUCCACUUAAGUGUGUAACUGUGUGUCAUGAAGUGAACUCAAAAUCUAGCCUUUAUGGGGCGGAUGUGCCAGGUAAUGAAAUUUCAGGUUUCCAUCAACUUCAGACCAGGCUAAACUCAGGCCUUCGUAGUCCCACAUAAGCUUCAAUUCUCAACUGACUGAAUAUGGAUUAAAAAAAAAGUUUGGGGGGUUGGGGAUUUAGCUCAGUGGUAGAGCGCUUGCCUAGGAAGCGCAAGGCCCUGGGUUCGGUCCCCAGCUCCGAAAAAAAGAACCAAAAAAAAAAAGUUUGGGACUGAGAAGGAUAUGUCUGAUCACCUUAUCAAAAUGAAAUGGCACAUGCCAGGGUAUAAAGAGUCUACGUAGGUUUCUAGGCUUCAUCCAAACAAAUAAGAAAAUGCCUUUUCCUUUCUGUCCAUGAAAAGAAGCCAUUCCUUGGGUCAAACACUGGGAAGAGCAGGCAGAGCAAGCCACCAGAGCGUGGCCCAGUGGGCAGGGUGGCACAGAGGUGUGUCUAGCUCUCUGGGUAUCUCUUACUUCAGCUGGCAUUCUCUCCCUGCUUUAAAGACAAUCCUGGCUUUGCUGUCAUUUCAUUCAAAGAAGGAAACUAACAGAUCUGGGAUUUGCAUGUUCAGAACAUGGAGACCCUCAGGACUUUGGUUGUACAGGGCUCUUAGAUUUUAUCAGAUAGGGGCUUGAGUAGCCAUUUCAAAAUUACAAUUUUCUGCUCUACUAUUUAUUUGUGUGGGCUAUUUGCGUGGUUUACAAAAAUCUAGGAGACGUGCUUUCCACCUCCUUGUAAGACUAAGUUACUCAGUUGUAUAAAAAAAAUGUGUAUUAUAGGUACAUUUUUUAUUGUGAAUGUUGCAAUUCUUUCUUAGCUUUCAUUUUGAAAUAGCUUUAGACAUAUGUAAAUGUUGCCAAAGUAGCGCAGCAAACUCACAAAUUCACCAAGGCUUCUAUAAUAGUAACAUCUUUGGUAAACUUAAUAUAAUUAUCAAAACCAGGCAAGCCCACAGACUCCGCUUUUAGCUGAACCGCAGACCACCUCCGUUUCCUCGCCGUGCUCUCGGGCAUCUCUGUCCUCCAGCUCCAGCAUCCAGGGCCACUGCUACAUUUAGUUGUCAAGUGUCUUCCUCGGUCUCAUUUAACCCAUGGGUAGUUUUCGUCUUUCAUUUAUGAUCUUGACCUUUGAAUACUUUGAUACUGACCAAUGUGGUCAGUACUUUUUGUAGCGUGUUCUUAACUUUGUGUUUCCUUGUGAUUAGACUAAGGUUACGCAAGUGUAUGCAAGCGUUAGAAGUUUUUAGAAAAGAUGACCAUGCAGAAGUGAUGUCCCACUUUUUUGGCAUGUAGUGUCAGAAGAUAUGUGACAGUAUGUGUGUGUGUGUGUGUGUGUGUGUGUGUGUGUGUGUGUGUGUGUGUGAGAGAGAGAGACAGACAGACAGACAGACAGACACAUAGAGACAGAGACAGAGAGACAGAGAGACAAAGAGAGACAGAGACACAGACACACAGAGAGACAGAGACAGAAAGACAAAGAGAGACAGAGAGACAAAGAGAGAGAGAGAGAGAGAGAGAGAGAGGUGAGUUCAUGUGUGUGAGUGCAUACAUGUGUGUGCCAUUGAAUAUAUGUAGAAAGGCAAAAGUCAGCCUCUGGUGGGGAGACCACUGUUUCCUGCAGCACCCACUGCACCAGCUGGCCCUUGAGCUCCUGGGGAGUCUCCGGGCUCCACCUUCCUUCACACAGGAACACGGGGAUUACAGAUGCUAUGCCCCACUCUACAUAACUCCUGGGUGUUUGGACUCAGGUCCUCACCCCUGUGCAUUGUCUUAGCGUUACCUACCAAGCCAUCUUGUCAGCUACGGCUUUGUGAGAAAAGAACACUCAGUUUUAAGGAAAACAGCCACACACAAAUCUGAACUGGUGAGGGGAGUAUUGAUCUCACCUGAAUUAACAAAAUUUUUACUUUCCAACGGAUUUAAUCUAGAUUUCAAUUGAAUAACAGCCUUAGUUGUAGUAAUUUCAAGUCUGGCUCCUUUAAUAAAUGUUGCCAGCUAUAUAGCUUUUUUUUGAGGCGGGGUCUCUAACACUGUUCUCUUCAAAGAUAAACUGCCUGCCUUCUCAAAUAAUACGUAGAUAUCCUUGGAUGUAGUUAGGGAACUAAGUGGGAUUCUUGUACCUGGCAAGAUACUGAUGGAAGGAAAAAAACUGACCUUGCCUUUGCUCAUUGUCCUUAAGAUUUUUUUUAAAAAGAAAUCUUUUUACUACUAGAAUCAAUAGCUUGGAAAAUUAAACAUGUCUUUGGGGAAGGAAUAGUCUAAGAGGUACUGAUCCAUACUUAGUGUCAGUGUAGACAGAGUGGAUGUCACUCAAAUCCUAUACACCUGGUCCUGCUUCCUGGGGACAGUUUGGAAACAGGUACAAGACACUUUUAGGACAUUAGCCUUGAGGGCAUCUGUAACCUCCAGUUCUACCCCAAAGGAUCUGCCCAGAGAAGGAUAGUCCCAGAUGCAGGCAGGAGGCUAAUCAGUUAUCCACUGCCACACCGCCAUUGAGAGCUGUGGAAGUCACUAUGUACCUGUUAGUAAGGAAAGAGUGGAACGUGAUGCUUUCGAAACCAAUAAAUGAUCACAGCAUUUAUUUAUUAUGUGGAAAAAUAAAAAUAUCCUCUAUAUUGUUUGAAAGUGUUCGUUUAUUCUCUCUCUCUCUCUCUCUCUCUCUCUCUCUCUCUCUCUCUCUCUCUCUGAGGAAGCUGUCAUUAACAGUGAGGAUUAUGUUUGGUGGCUAUUUUCUUCCCUGGGUUGUUUUCCAGGCUCUUCUCGGGGACAGGGCGCAGGUAUUUUAAAAAACCGAAACUUGCAGUCACCCCGCAGGUGCCCUUUAGGAAGCUUGUUGAACCCUCCGAUUUCCUCUUUCAAUAGCAGCCAUUGAAACUUUAAAAAGAACCAAAUGACAUUUAAAAAAAAUGGCACUCGUGGACAUCCAGUUUCUCACUGCUAUGAACUGCAUGCUUAAAUAAGUCAGACAAUGAAACGGCUCUAAUACUUAUCCUGGGGACAUCUUUAUGGACAGAGAUUUGUAAGCGAAACCCACUUCUUUUCUCCGUAUAAAACACUCCCAUGGCAUGCUUCCUUCUGUAUGGAUCAUCUCUCUAGAUUUCAAAAUUAUUAAAAAUAUGUUUUAGCUCAACAAAGUAUGCUACUCUAGUGUCCCAUCUCCAUCAAAGUAAAAGGCUUCCAUAAAUUUUCUUUUAAAAAAUAUGUAUCCGUAUUCGAAGAAAGAAAAUUGAUAACUAAAUUGUCUAUGGUGAACUUAAGAGAAGAGAAGCCUGCCAGGAAAUACAGAUUCUCAUUUAAAUAAAAGUUAGAAAAAUACAUUUUUUGUUUAUGUUCUUCAAGGCUAGUCUUUGAACUAAAACUGAUUAAACAACAACAAAAACUCUCUCAAGCUCAUCAGAUCACAAAAGCCAAAUAUCUAGGUUUCAUUUUUAAUCAAACAGGCUAAAUAUUCAUGUUUAUGUGGCUAAAUGAAGCUUUUGUAUGCAGUGCUCCAGUCCUUCUCCAUGAAUAGUGGCAUUGUGGCUGGGUGAGGUCACUGCAGGGGACAGUGAGGUAAGAUCACAGCUGAGACCACAGGCCCCUCUGCUGCACCCUGCACCAGCUCUCUCGAAGCCAGAGAGCGGCCGUUCACCACCAAAGGCCCUCAGUUUGUUUGUGCCGGGCUGUGGCCCCUCUUGCCUGCGUACAGGGAUGGCACCAUGCGCCGUGAAUAAUUCAAGUGUUCCGUGAGGACCAGAACUGCAAGAAAGAGCAUGUGGUUGGCCAGGACUGCAGCAUUCUAUGGUUUCUGCUCCUUUAAACAUCCCUGGUGGCCACCUGCUCUGUGAUGAAAGACUGUGCCUUUCACUUCCCCCGGCUCUGUGACAGGAUCCGUGAGGGAUGGCUGCCGUAGUUAUGGGACUGUACCUUGAUGCGCUUGCCUCCCAUGCAGUGACAGGCUGUCACCCGCAGAUUCAUUAAGGAUGAAUGAUGGCUCAUAUUUUACCUACACUUCCUACUAACCAGACAGAGGAAUGAGUCAGUUGCCAAGAGUGUGUUGGCAAGCAGCCCCUGGCUAACAGUCUUAGCACUGGGAGAACAUGAAAAAAGUUUACUCUCCUUUCCCCUUCAACAAGAUCUCUAAGAUUUGACCCCCUACUGUACAGCGCUGGGAGGUCCUUUGAUCUCCACUCAAUAUCAAAUGGCAUUCAACUUAGAUAAAGAGACAGCGUUGAGAUACCAAUGCCCAGCCUUUUCUUGUGUCUGCCCCUGCAGUUGUCACAGCAACAGGGUCAUCAACUUUUAACAACCUCAUAGAAAAUUAUCUCCUUCAAGGUCCAGGCAUCCCAUAACUGCACCUUCUAUCUACUUUAUCGGUGAGGAUGGGAAGGUAGAUUUCUUAGACUGCGCUCUGUUAAUUACACAUUGACUGUCCCUACUGGGGAUAAGCAAAGCAUUGAGGCUGACUAGGCUAGGCAGCCGCGUGUGACUUACAUGAUGAUCUUAUAUGACAAGCAUAUGCCUCGGCCAAUUGAGGGAUCAGGAUGUUAACACUAAAUGGUUAGAUCCAUGUGCCACAGGCAUGGCGUGGAGAGAAGGUGCUCUAGACACUUCUGUCAGGAAAACGAUCCUCUGAACUUGGACAGAUGUCUUGGGAGAGGGGGCAGAAACUGAGCAGGUCACUGGAGGUGUAAUGGGCCUGUGUCUCAGUUCACCUGAACAGACUGUGGAGGAGGGUCGUUGGGCCUCACACAAGCAGCUGCUCAAGACCCUGUCACCAGCAGAUUUGCUACUCUGGAACAUGGAUUGGUGUGAGAGAGACCAGAGGACUUGGUGGAGAGACACAUUUGGUUCUAGUAACCAGGGAUCUCUGGAACACCAGACAGGGGAAAUGGACAUCAUCUUUUGGGCAAUAGGAAUCACAACAGGAUUUGGAGCAGGAGGGACAAGAUGACAUUACUUUUUCUGUGCCAUGAAUCAGGAAGUGUUGUGGAGCACACGUCAACUCAGAAUAAUGAACAAAAAAACUUCACCAAGCUGGAAAUACCACAAUCUAUGCUCUGGGGAGGUGAACUAAAUUAUGACUCCUGCUCAUUUCUGCUGAACACUGAUCCUGAUGGUUCUCACUAUAAACAGAAUGAAUGCUGUCAGCCAAAGGCCUAACCAUGACUCGGAUGGCCACUAAAUCUACAUGCAUUGGACACUAGAGUGUACUUCUGCUGUUCGUUAAUUUAUUAAUUCUUUCAUCAAACAUUUGUAUGAUUCUACUGUGCCUCAAGCACCAUGGGUGUAAGUAGAAAGGAAAAAAAAAUCAAAUAAACUCUGCUGUACAGGAAUGUAUCUCAAUUUUCUGUAGAUUUUGAUAGAACACGAGGAUGUGCAGAAGCACAGAAUGGCUGGCAUAGCCGGUUCUGAGGAAUGCAAACCUUCCUAGUCAGAAGGCGCUGCAGCUCACGUCCUGGUCUUGGUGGUUAGUGACUGUGUGGCUCUGCACGUAAGAUGAACUCAGUGUAGGUGGCAAGGCAAGGCCAGAGGAAGGACCCAUGCUCAGCCUUUGUCAUCCAGGGGUUCCUCAGCUUUUCAUUGCUGUGACAAAAACACUUGAUAAACACAACUUAAAAAGCAGCAGCUGUAUCUUGGCAGAUGAUUUUAUAGGUUUCUGGCCUCAGUGUCCAAACAUCGUACUGGAAAAUGUGUCAUAUGCAGUCUAGAAAAGCUGCUCAAUUUGUGGGGCAAAAGAAGAGAGGAAAAGAGGAAGGUAGGAAAAGAGAAGAAAAUAAGGAGGGAUAGAAGGAGAGAAGAGGGAGGGAGGAAAGAGAGAAAGAGAGAGACAGAGAGAGACUGAGAGACAGAGAGACUGAACUGGGGACACUUCAGAAACAAACACUAAGUAACCCACUUCCUCAAACUAGACCUCACCUCCUAAUCACCCGUAACUAUGAAGUUAUCAUUUACUUCAUCAAUGAAGUUAACUCUCUGCUAACGUGGUCUCCCCUCAGUAGUGCCAUCAGCUGAGGGGCACUCAGCUGAGACGUUUUCUAUCCAAACCAUAGCACUCAGUAAAAGUAAGUUGGGUGGAAUGGCUCCUGGGUGUCUAGGAGGUGCAGACCUCGUUACUUGGCAUUUACACAGGGAUCUUUUCUCUCAGUUUUAAUCCAGGACCCAAAUCUUCUAUAAACCACUCUAGCAGUCUCCAAACUCCUUGUUCUCCAUCCAGUACCACCCAGGUUAUCCAUCUCAGUCACAGCCAAACACUUUAAACCCAGCCACAGUUACAAAUGCCAUUCAGAGAUCUCUGUUGGGAGUUAACAACAGUUUUCAGACAGAGAGACAGGGAUGAAGAUCAAUCGGCUGUCCCUGGUGCAUAAGCUGCCAAGUGCCAAGGAGAGCAGUUCAAUAGUCCUGGAUCACUGAUCCCGGCACUCACCUCUCUGCGAAUGUUUAAUAAACAGUUAAUAAAUGAGUUCUGACAUUCUGCAACUGUUGGCUGGUACCAAGUUAAACACAGGCCCCGCCCUUCACGUUGUAUUAUCGCAGCCAUCAAUCAGCCUGGGCGAUCUUUAUAGCAUACUGUUGUAGAUUACCAAUCUGAGACCAUCGGUCCUAAAUGCUCCAUAAUGCUGGCACACGAAUUCUUAGGUAGUGCUGUGAGGUAUGGGGGCCAGCCAUGGUGUCAGUAGAGCAGAGGUGGUGAUGGUAAUGGUAUUUCUUGGUAUCUCCUAAGAGUAGUGAAGUAGCCACGACUGCCAUUACUGUCACUGUCACUCUUGCUGCCGUGCUCUCUAUUCAGAGCAUAGCAAGACCAAAUGACUUGGCAAGAAAAGAAAAUCUGUGAUCACCUGUAGCUAAGUCUAUACCUUUACAGAUCACACACACACACACACACACACACACACACACACACACACACACAGAGAGAGAGAGAGAGAGAGAGAGAGAGAGAGAGAGAGAGAGAGAGAGAGAGAGAGAAACCAUACAUGGGGCCAUGCCCAGGUGCUUUGGCUACUGUUUGAACAUAAAGUGUCAUGAUAGUCCUGCAGAUUUGCCUCCUACUUGUCCUUGUCCCUAACUUUGAUUCUGUCCAGUUUAAAGCAUCCGUUUGUUUGGAGUGGAGCUGAAGUGUGGGAGACUAGGCCAGGGAGAGCCAGGGAGAUUAGCUGUGAGUAAGCUAACUUGUCGACCCAGCAGGAUAGCUCAAACCACAGCCUCACGCUGCCUGUGCUAGGGUCUGUGAAGCCAGUCAGCAGGUCACCCAGUCAUGGCCCUGUGAAAUCCCUCAGCGGUUCAGAGCAGUAGAGGCUGAUUAAACACGUUUAUAUAUAAUUUGAAAAUGGUGCUUUCAGGAAGCAUGUGGUUCUUUAAAGUCAUUUUAAAUGUGAGAUUUAACUUCAGUUUAUUUAUACUAUAGCCAAAAAAAAAAAGAACCCCACCUCCAGCCCAGAGGCCAGUGAUGUAUGGAGUCUUCCAAGAGAAUUGUCAGAGCUAGCUUAUAUAUUUCAGUCUAUCAAUGUGGCCUUUCACAGGUCCUAAUUAGUUUUGUUAGUUGACUUGCAGAAAAGUGUAUUUAAAGUGAGCCGUCAGGCAUUCCACCGAGGGAACCACCACGCUAAUGAAAAGCACACACUGUCGGGAGGCCAGUGGAAGAGUCAGCGGUUCAGUCCCCAAGCACCCCUAAUCUGUACUGGGGCGAUUAUCAUCCCCGUUAGAAAUCACCUCAGUGGGAAGCCUUGGGUGAUUACUUCGGCAAUGAGUAGCCAGGUUUGCACGUUAACAUCCGUGCCACAGAGAUGGUACUGGGGACUCAGCUGACUUUGGGCUACCCCUCCCCCCAGUGAGCCCCAAAGAGAAAAUGGCUCCAAAGGAAAGAGGAUAAUCAAAAAGCUGUAAGUUGGCUCAAUUUUGGCAUGCGUCCCCUUUGUCUAAGCAUGGCUGUUACCCCUCAUGAGGGACAUGUAUUUGAAGCACACCGUCUUCCAGCUUCAAUAACCGGGGCAGGUGUGCGCACACUUUGUGUGCUUUUUACAGGAGAUCGGUGCAGUCUACCAGAAACUGUGGAUGCACGAUUAGAUCCCGACAAUGCACACAUUCAUGCCGAUCAAACCAUGUUCCUUAAAUGGAGGGGCUGCGUUUGCUUUAGCUCCUGCUGAGUUUCCAAGCAGGACCCCGGCUGCCAACAUUUCUAGCUGAGUAGGUUUCUCUGGCGAACAGUUUCCAUUCAUUUGUGCCCUGGGUGAGGACGGAUGGUCCCUUCCCUUUGUGUGGCGGAUGCAAAGCAGCAGUGUCUUGGAUCACCACUCUGGUUUGUCACCACGCCAUGGUAAUCUCGAGAGAGCGAUUGCCACCACCCAACCCUCCCAGCGUCUGACAGUGUUCAGGUGUCGGUUUGUCUACCAUGUGCUGUGGCUCUUUAUGAUGUGGAAGAAAGGGAAAACUUGCCAAUCUGCUUCACUAGUUCGAGCUUGACUCAUGACAUCAGCAGUAGACUAGAACUUAGCUCCUAACCACAUACAAAUAGGUCUCCGGCUGCUGUUUUCGCUAUGACGUCAGUCCCGAUGCCCUGCUCCCCCGUUCAUUAGCUGAUGCACUCCCUGGAGGUGGAUGCCAGGAGAAAGAAUUCGGUUUUGUUUUCCUAAUGCACCAAGUAUGUUUUGAACAAUAGAAAUACUUUUCUAUCAACAGUUUUCUGGCUUCUUGAUUUCCCAACUCGGUUAAUUAGACCUCUGCGUCUGUAUUUCCAGGUCUUUAUUAGAGCACAACAUUACCUACAGGAGAGAUGAUUUCUAAAUCAGGUUGGGUUUCCACACACACACACACACACACACACACACCUUGCUCCUCUCCCAGGAGGCUUCACUCCAUGUCUACAUGCAGCAGCAAAACCAGACCAACCAAAUUAUUCUGUAGUUUGAAGGCAUCUCGGCAGGUCAGGACAGUAGCCUGACUAGUGGAGGGAGAAAGGUGUUUACAAGACCCUAGCGUUGAUACCACCCUGAGAAGCUGAGGGCAUGACUCAGACCUGCCAGGGCUUUGCUUCGGGCCACACUGCCUCUGCAUGUUCCUGUUCAUCUGAUGGGCACGCUCACCCAAGCGCACACAGGGGAGAGAUUAACAUGUGUGGCUGUGUCUCCAUGAGUCAGCAUUUACCUUCUCGGGAGACUGCUUUGUGAUACACAAAAGCCCAUUUGUUAAAAAGUGCUUCACUCCAAAAUGUAGCACAAACUCAAGAAUCCGUGCUUACUCAGGCCCGUCCGUAUCUAGAGACCAGAAGUAGUCAUUAGGGAGAGGAAAAGAAACAAGAAGAAGGCAGUGGUGAGAUCUGCAUGUGACAGGCUUCCGCAGUAAAGCUGCCAUGAGCCACACAGCUAUUUUCUUGGCUCAGAAGCACAUACAAAUGAAAUUGUUGCUGAACAUAUAAGAGAGAAAUUUAAUUAGGUGUAAUCAUAGCACUUUUGAUUUUCAAGGCACUUUGCAAAUGCAAACUAAUUAAUCUUCCAUUAUAUAUCCAAGUGGGAAGGAGGUACAUCUCUCUGCUGUAUCAAGAGGAGCACGCGCGUACAGGGUGCUGGCCGCUCAAGAAUGCUCUUUGUCUUUUUGUCUAUGUCCACUUCUGCUGUUGGCCACACAUUUAAGCCAAACUGAAUGACAGCAACAGGCACUACGGCAUAGCUUAGGACAGUACAAAAUUGUCAGGCUUAGAUGUAAGACCAAGGAAAGGGGCCUUAAUACAGAAAAAUAUAUCUUAAAUCAACACAGGCCCAAAGAUCACAAACUAGAAAUAAAAAAGAAAUAGAGAUUGAAAGAAACAAAUGUCAAUGUCGACUCGCUGAUUUAAAAGUGGGAUAUAUUCCUUAGAACACAGCAGAAGUUCAUGUUAGCCAGUACUGAUCCUUUGGACAAGACCCUAAAAGUUCUGAAGCCCAGAUUUCUCACCUAUGGAUUGUGGGUAUUGGUUAUAGCAGGUGCCGGGGUGGAGGGGGGAUCCUUUGCUCUGAAAUUCAGAUUUCUGUACAAGGCAAAUAAUGAGUCAACAGGCCCUGGUUCUUCUCCGGGAAGGGACUCUGAACACUGUUUCAGCUGCUGAGAAGGGAAAUGGCAUAAAUCUACACACAGUACAUUCAUCCAAUUAGUUCGAAACUCCAACCUUAAUUAAAGAUUCCUUUCUCCCAGCGCUGUACCAAUAUCACAAAUGCAAACAGAGUAGGGGCUUUUUAGUUGGAGCAAUUCAUACAGCUAGCAUUUUUAUGUCUGGAGUCAGUCCAAAUCCUUCCCUGUGUACUGCCACAUUAAAUGCUGUGAGAGGUGUGUGUGUGUGUGUGUGUGUGUGUGUGUGUGUGUGUGUGUGUGUUUACCAUUUGUUUCAUGGAAAUAUUUGUGGGGGUGGGAGGCAAGUGAUAAUUCAGGAUAAUAUGCCAAUUAUAUAAGCCAAGACUACAAAACAUGUCUAGGAUUCCUUCUAUAUUUGGAUCAUAAAAUAGUGUGAUUCUGGGCUGUUUUUGGAAGUGGGAUAAUAUUUUUAGGAAUGAACUUGUGAUAUGAAGAUUAAAAUAAUAUAAAACAUCGGUUUCCAAAUAAAAGUAUACACAACUGGGAAUAUAAGGGAAAGGUUUGUAGGGGAGAGAUUAACUUACCAAGUCAUUUACAGUUAAGCUGCCUAGGUUUCUCUGGCUAGCCAGGCAGCGUUUGCAAUGACACAGCCACACUGAGAAACAAAAAGAAACAAAGGCAGACAAGGUCAGUAGUUUCCCUGAAAUAAGUCAUUAUUUUGGUUGUUAGUGUGGAUCAAUGAAUAUAAACUCCUCUUACUUCAAAGCAAAUAUCAAGAAAAAAAACCAAUGAAUUACGUUACUAAAACAAAUACCGUACUAAGGUAGACAUUUCAAGAGUCAGAUGCUUGUAUUUGCAGGUUGUACACGUUGCAUGCAAUACUUUUAAAGGGAUUUUAAUGUGUUGCAUUUGUAGGGGUGGGUUUCAGGUGAGCAUUUAUUAUGUAACAUUACUAGUUUUGUUGUCGUUAUGGCUAACAGUGACAAGGACUUGAAGUUGACUAACAGAACCGAAGACAAAUCUCCUAUUAUGAGGCAACUGGUUCCGUGAACUCUAAGGCAAGAUAAGGCUGCGGUUUGCUUCCAGUGGCCGUGUUAAUUGUUUGUAUUUCCAUGUCUCCAUGUACCCAGAAUCUUGACAGUCCCUAACCCUUGGCUCUGUGUCUUCACCGCCAGCAGCAGGGAUUCAGACCUUGAGACGUGCACAUCACACACACACAGUAUUCCUUUGCACACUUGCUUUAGUUUACUUCAACUGUGCUGUAGUUUGCUUUCAUAGACCGCUCACUCAUCCUUAGUUAAAUGCAUUCUCCUGGUAUCUUCAACUGCCCUUUAACCCCUUUAUGUCACUCUGUCUUUUCAGGGAAGCUUCUGAUAUGUAUCCCAGGUUGGCUUUAAACACUGAAUCCUCCCUCCUCAGCCAUCCCAACCCUGAGAUUAUAGGCACAUGCCACCGUAACCAGAUGCCUAUCACACCUUCACCUUGUCAAGGCAUCUCUUUGCCAUGCACCUCCCUUUCUGUCUGCCUUGUUACUUAUAGCAUAAUCCCGGACACAAGAAGGGUCUUGGAAUACAGUCAGCAACUCAGCAGUUCUGGUCAACUAUCUUGUUUCUAGCUAGAGAUUUGGCUGAUUUAUGGCAAGUAUUUUUCCAUUGGAUGUGUCUCAAUUUUUUUUUCUUGCUGGUGGGAUUUGAAAGUGUGAUGUAGUCAGGGUGUAGAGAUUAAUUAUUAUUGUGUAGUGAUUACAUUUGUGAAGCUAGAAAAGUUUCCUUCUGUGGCCACCCAAUGGGUAGAUGUCAUUUUUAAUUGACUCAAAUUCUCUCCUAAAGUUUAAUAACAUCCUUACUUAUCAUUUAUUAUUUUAAAAUCUCUAAUUUGAUAUAAAAUAUGUGCUAUUGACAUUAUUAUAAAAUGCACACUGUUAUAUGUAAGCCAAGCUAGAAUGCGUACUAGAAGGGGAAAGGGUGCUGGAUUCUCCUCUAUAAAGGCUCACAGAGAAGUUUAUACUUAUGUUUUGAUUCACACAUCUCACUCCCACACUAAAGUUUGUACUUUUAAUCUUUGAAAGAAGCCUUUUGGGUUUUGGACAGCAAAUUCAACACUUUGCCAAGCUAUAAAAUUCAUAACAUUUAAGAGAAAGAUCAAACUAAAAGGAGGGAGUUUAUAUGCACAAAUAUUUACUUAGUGGAAAUAUCCCUGUUGGAUGGCCUCCCGCUAUUUGAUUCUGGUGCAUUAGAAGAAAGCCUGAGCUAUAAUUUAUUUGUUUUCUCUUUUUAUAUUAUGCUUUUUCAAUUUUUAGAACUUUGUAAAAGUUAUCGCUUUAUAGAGAUACUAUCUGUCUGCCCAUGAUUGACUGUGGAUCUUUACCUAAAUAAAAAAGUGGGCUAGUUAUAUGUUUUCAAAGGUAACUGAAGGUUUAGUCCAUUUUUCCUAGCAUCUAAUUGCAAAUUCUGGUGGUAAUUUCAGUUCCUGUAGUGGUUAAGAACUCAUUUCUGGGGAUGAUGAGGUCUUUAAAAAGACGUUUUAUUGAUAUCUCAUAAAGCAACCUCAGCUGUGUCUGAGUCUGUCUGUCUGUCCAGUAUGCCUUCACACAGACCUUCAGAGGUGUAAAUAUCAUGGAGUCUAUAAUCACAUCUCACUUCUGCACAGCCAUGAAUAUUGUCAUCAAAUGAAGAAGAGCUGCUCACCCUGCUUUUAUUCAUGUGGGUGACAUUGAUCUGAUUUGGAAUUGUAAAAUGUUGCAGAAGAUUCCACAUUGGGUUUUCUCAUCAGCUAGUCUUGAUACCUAGUCUUGAUGCCAUCACUGAGAACCACGUGUGUUAUGAUGCGAGUGGAGGGAACUGUGGAUGAACAUGUAAAGAUUUAGAUAUCUUGCUUUAUUCUUUAUUUGGUUGUUCCUUUCGCAAUGAAAGCAAAUGUCAUAAAAUCACAUUUCCCUGAUCUAUAAGUUUGUGUCUAUGCCCUUCGUAUUUCUCAUUCUCAUGGGUCCCUGACAUAGUUAGACAAGAAGAGACAAAGGACAAUGAAUUGAUAGUAGGAGACAAUGAAUGAGCCCUGGCAUUGAGAAGGGGGUCAGAGGGAAGAAAGUGGAGAGUGUUUGUGGAAGGGACCACUACCUCAUGUCAAGCCCAUCUGAAAGCAGCGUCAGAAGGCGGCUGUUACUAGACAGUGCAGGAAGCUGCGUGCUAAAUCUUCACUGUGGUGGCCCUCACCACCAAACAUUUCCUUGGGUAGGAAUCACACUAGGGCAAGUUCAACAAAGGUUACUUAGACCUCAUAGGGCCAAAAAUUUCCAGGGCAUAAGAUGGAAAUCCUACUGUAUAUUAAAUUAUAUUAAAUAAGGGGGAAAUAUGGUUAUGUUUUAGUAUAUAAAUAAAUAUAAAUAUUUAUGCAUUAGUGUCAUCCCACUGCACUAUACGAAUUUCAGGUGUUUGUUUAGCCAGGGUGCUGUUGACUGCGUGUUAUGCACCAGCUCCUUAAAGUUAUUUGAAAAUCAAGGGCUGAAUAAACAAAUAGUCUGACAAAAAGAAAACAUUCAUUUUUCCAUAUCCCAAGAUUUAUGUUAAAUUCCUCCUUGGUUCUUAGUAAACGGUUCACAUAGCCACCACGCCUCUCUAUCCAGAAAGGACAAGAGGUGCUAAGUGUAGGAGUACACAGCAAACUUCUGAGCACUCAGUAAGACUACAGCUUCGCUUCCAGAUGAUGGCCACUCCAGCAACGAGGAUGGAAUUGCCUCUGUGUCUACCUAAGUUUAAAGAAGCUUUAAGAAGGAAGCGUUCCCCAGGCUCCAUGUUAGCCAGACUCUUAUCCACUAGUACCCAGUAAAAAUGGAAGGAGGGAACUCAUAGCAGAGUUAUGUCUGGGACAGUCUUUGGAGGUAGACUACAUCUUGUUCUUUGAGCGUUGAUAGAGUAUGAAGUUAGUAGAGGGCGUAAGUCCACCUGUCAAACUCAGAAAUGGACACAGAGCAUGUUUUCAGUCUGGGUGCCUACUUUUCCAUCUCCCGUCUAGCGGUUUCUCUUUAGUAAGACAAGGCCAGGUUUAAUCACGUGGAGGAAAAAAAAUCUAAGAAAGUCAUCAAGAACUGUUUGGUCUGCAUCUCAUGGCAACUUUUACAGAGUCAAAUGACUUCAUCCCUGAGGUGCAUUCUCACAUAACCUAAUUCUUGCUGUCCCUCUUUAUUUUCACUGUCACUAUGCAUACCAGACUAGCUGCCGGCAGUACGCCAUAGAAGGUUUUGUAGUGCACAUAGGAGAGAGAAGCUGGAAAGCCUGAGGUGCGUGAGACAGUCCCGUCAAUACAAUCCAGACAUGGUCUUCUUUAUUUACCUUCAUCCCAUCCUUUCGGGGAUUUUUCUUUUAGCCAAAUCUUAACGAGGUUGGACGCAGUUUUAACUCAGCAGAACUUCUGUUUAGAGAUAAUACAGAAUGACGCCUUCCUAAAGACGCCACCGUGUAGCUCACUUAUCGUUUGCCUAAAUAUUCCACAGUGAGCCCGUUUUGCAGAGACUCCAGAGCACAUUCUCCCUGCAAACUGGCGCACACCUGUUUUGCUACCCUUAAUUUUGCUUCUCUCCAUGUUAACAAAAGUUACUUCCAAAAGUAUUAAGCCUUGAAAUUUGCGAGUCUCUCAACUUCUAUACCAAAGUAACUGGCUCUGGGUCAGACUCAGCUCACUUGCCUAAAUCUUGUUCUACCAAAAGAGUUGUUUCCAAGAGAGCAACAAAGUUCAAUCCAUGGUGAGGAGAUCUUGCAUCCACUUGGGUAGAAAAUAGAAGACAAUUUAAUUCCAGUAGACAUAAGAAAAGUAAAAUUAGAAGAAAAGUCUUUAAGAAAAAUGUUUCAGAAAUCCUUAAAAUGUUUGAAAAUCAAUAGAUCAGUGUACUCUUGGGUGCUCUAUGAAUAAAGUUUAUAGAGUCUUGGAAUUUUAGCCAUUAGAAGCCCAGUACUGGUUACUUUUCUAUUGCUGUGAUAAAAUACCAUGGCCAAGGCAACGAAUAGAAGAAUUUAUCUGGGUUUCAGAGUCCACAAGGUGGAGAAGCUACAGUCCUGGUGGUAGGUAUCAGGAGACCAGCGAAAGCAGAGGGCUGAGUUCAUAUCAUCUUGACCAAUCCCAAAUAUACAGGAGAGGCAGCUCUUAAAAUGGCAUGGGAUUUUAAACUCUCAAAGCCCAUCUUCAGUGACACACUUCCUCCAAGAAGUCAGAUCUCCUAAGCCUCCCCAAACUAUGUCACCAACUGGACACCAAGCUGUCCAAUACAUGAGUCUUUGGGAAGACAUUCUCAUUUAAACUACCAUGGUUCCAUGUGGGUCGAGAUGCAGACAGGUCUCUGAGUUGUAUGUAUCACGGUGGGGGUGGGGUUGGUGAAGAAGAUUCUACAGGUUCAUACCAGGAAACAGGGGACAUGAAGUGCCCUGAGAAAGGGAAGAUCUCUCUUACUUUACUCUGAAUGGAAUGAAGCACAGAAUAAUGCAGAGAAAGAACUCAUGGGAAAUGGAAGAGGUUUGAGACCCAGAAGGUUCAAAAUGGUGGCGGUGGUGAUGGGAGACACAGCUGGUCCCUCAGUCUUCUGGUCAAUGCAGAAGUAAGAUGAUACUCCUUUUUAAAAACCUAUUAAAAGUUAUUUGAUCUAUCCUGUGUGCAUGAACGUGUGUGUGUGCACGUGUGUGUGUGUAGGCACAUGCUUGGCAUGUUUACACUCAGAGUUAUGAGGACAACUCUAGGGAGCUGGUUCUUGCUUUGCACCAUGUUCUGUGGUUUUUAUUCAGUGAGCGCUUUUACCUCCUGAGCAACCUGGGAUGACACUGUUGAAGAUUUUUUUCCAAACACUGUAGAGGAGGUGAAAGAUUCCUAGAAGAGGCCUCGCCUCGGAACUGAGUUAUAACAAUUACCCUACUGCAUUAGAAACUUUGGAGCAGGAAAGGUGGUUAAGUUUCAGGAUUACAAAGCUUUCUUUGGGGUAGAAUGAAUUGCUUUCUAGCCAGGGAUCUCUUCCUGCUCGGAAGACAAAUGGGAGACCUUCUAAGGGUUGUGUGGGUAUCAUUGUCACCUGCCUGGACUCUCUUCUAGCUUGGGUCCCACAAUUGUAAUUUUGAAGUACUCACUUUCUGACAAGCAUUCAGAGGGACCAACAAACCCUGAAAUUUGCUUGUAAAUCCAAUCAAGCCCCACCAUUCACAUCCCUACAUGGAGAGACCCCUCCCCUCAUCAGAUGUUAGCCAUAUAUUGUCUCAGAAGGAAGUGGUUUCCACCUGCUGGUAAGAUCUGAAUAUGGCAGCCUUUGCUGAGGAUGAUCUGCAGUCUAACCCAUCUCCCCAGAAGCUUCUUUCUUCUUCCAGAAUAUACCAAAGAUUCUCUCAUGCAAACCCAGGGAGUGUUGACCUCUAGCCACGGGUAAAAAAAUCAGUCCUCUGGUUCACUUAAGGAAGUGUGUGUGUCUUGGUAUGAAUGAUAAUGAUUUAAAAUAUGAUAUUCAUUUUCUUCCUUUUUCUUUGCUUUUAUUGAAACUCAGUUGGAUAAAUCAGUCUGAAGCUGUACCCUUAUUUACCAGAUAUAUGUUUUGCUUGUAAGCCUUACACACAGAUAAAAACCAAAACCAACCAAACAAAGGAGCAAAGAACCCAUGUCCAGGAGUCGCAAAGUCUAUGUCGGGUGGAAGUAGUAAAAUAGUUUAGCUAACUACAUUUACAAGGGUGGAACCAGCCCUCGGAGUUAAGUCCUUAUUAAGAAGCACCAAGGAAGUGUCCUGGGGGACCUGACUGACAUGUAAUUUUCUGGUCUCCAUGGGGACAAGUGAAGAACAACCCUGGCCAAAAUAAAGAGGCCCAUUAUGUGGUUGAAUAGGACAAUUCAGGAAGAUGGAAACUGGAUUGAACUUAAAGGAUGAGUAGGGUGAUCGCCUCUCCCCUCCAGCAUAAAAGCCAUAAAUUUCCACUGCACACAAGGGGCCUGUUGGCCAUGUUGAAAGGGCAGCAAGCAACAGUGUGCCCAGAGAGAAUUGUCACUAGCCAGGGACUGCUAGGGACCUGCAGUAAUUUCUUGAUCUCCUAAGAGCCCCAUUCUUAUGCCUGCUCAAAAUUUCCACAAAGAGGCAAAGGCAGUGGAAAAAGGGCAGCUGUGAGUGGACAGAAGAGUCCAGAUCACACACUGUGGCUUCAGCUUCCUGUCAGUCUAUUCUGUCUUCAGCAUACAACUGUGGCUGCUGGCUAAUUGGAGGAGUGAGCUUACCUGGUCAUCUGUGGUAGCCCAUCAUCCUGGGGGCAUCUGCAUCCAGGAACUAGAACGCUUACCCCCGUUACAAAAGCCACUGCUGCCUAAGAGCAAAGGACUUGUAAGGACUCCUCGAGUACUGCCCCAAAGCAUCUUCCUUGGGGAGGCUUCCUGAUUAUAGUGAAGGGGACGGAAUGAAGUCUUCCUGCUUGAAAUGAGAGGGUGCACUAUGGAUCCUUCACAAUGGUCCACAGUUCAUCCCUUAGUCUACUCACUGGGUUUUCAUGACAUGAAAAAUAACCAAGUAAAAGAAGAGAGAAAAUCCAGUUAUGGCAAAAGUGGUUGCAUCCACCCAUAGCGAUGCUGGAAACUGACCAUCCAUGCUGUUCUGUUGAAGUGAAAUCAAAGGCAAACUAUUAACAGCGCUUUUUAAAUUGUUCUUUCUGUGAUAAGUAAUUCCUGUCUCAUGGCAGGAAGAAAAGAAAAGAGGGAGGGAAUGAGGGAAGGGAAGGGGAAGGAGAUGAGAAAAGGAGAGAAAGGGAAAGAGACGGAGAGGAAACUAUGUAGUAGUUAAACGGGAGAGGGAAGAUGGGAGUAUGUGGAGCAAAUAGCACACUCUUUUAAUUACAGUGUGACUGUCAGAAGCUCGCACCACAUGACUCUGAAUUAACUGUGCACUUGAAGUGUGUGUCCAUGUUCCCAACAAUCAAAGCAGGACAACUAGAUAAAAAGUUAAUUGAUUGUGUAAUCUUCUCAUAAACGAACUGCGUGACAAAGUAUGGCAUAGUACAACUGCAAAUCAUGCAGUGAGGUUUGCUGCUCUCGUCCAAAUACUGCUGGAAAGCUCUGUAUAUUGUUUUUAAAAGCAUCAGAUAGUCAGAGGACCAAAAAGAAAAGCUCUUCCACUGAGAGGUCACUUUUGGAUCAAUCAUCUACAUCCUGACGAUUUUUUUGACAGAUGUUUUCUGUCCUGUGAGAAGAUUGUAUGAGCUAGUCUCCAAGGUCCUGAUGGUUCAUAGAGAAGCGUGGGGCUCUUCCUUCUGGGAAGAAAUGCAAACUUGUUCAUGAUCACUGUCUCCCAAACUUCCUAGGGGAAAAAUUCAGGGUCAAUGCAUGCUUCCUUGUCAAGGGAGCCAUGUUGGAAUACGAGGUUCAUAGCAGUAUCUGGGCUUGUCUUCUGAGCCCCUCCUAAUGAAGCAUGUGCUCACAGGUGAUUCUGAGCAAGCUGUUUCUCCUGUGAGGACCUCACCCAUCGUAGCUUGGAGGAUCAAGACAUCUGCCUGGCGAGUUACUGUGUGAAUAUGUAAAAUGAUUCUUAUGGGGUUCCUGGUACAUGUGAGAAGCCAGGCAGACCUUCUCAUACCCUGCUUGUUUGGUGUGGGCAUUUUAUGUAUGGCCCUUCCAGAAACUUCUCUGUGUAUUUUUACAUGGUAACUGCCUAAUUCAACAACAAAAAGUAUCUGUGUGAAGGCCCAGACCUGGAACUUCAUAAUGUUUGAAACAUCAACUGCCAAUUUUCUGUGCCUGUAAUAUCUAAUUUAUAGCUCCCUCGGGUGUGUGGGUGUGUGGAUGAAAGGUUGAGGCUAAUCUCACAAGAGAGGGCUUUUUUUUUAAAAAAAAAUUGUUACUUGUUUCUUUGGUUGCUUGAGAAAGGAUUCAGUAAGUGUGUUCUUUGAGUGAAAGGGCGUCCUAGUCCUGUUCUACGUGUGUGAUGUGACAGUAUUUUCUUUCUUCCUCUACAUAAAUUUCUCAUGAGGGAAAGUCACCCUUUUCUCCUUGGCCCGGUGAAAACUGGACAGCAAGGAACAGCUGGCUGUCCCCUGAAGCUCGCCCACACUUCGAGGCAGCCGUCUGGCUUGGCAGCCAGGUCCAGCUGUGAAGGGACACAGGGUGGUUUCACUUCUAAAAACCACCUCCUCCAAAGGCAGACUGGUGGAGUCUCCUGCACUUGGCAGACUGUCUCAAGAGGGAAUUCGCUUCAGACACUGACUUGGGACCUGGUGGCUCUCAUUAAAAUCAAGUUCCAAAUAAUAGCCAAAAGGCAGUGACAGAAGACUGAAGUCACAGCAGAGUGAUAGGCAGAGACAGGCUGAGGGGCAAUGGCUGGGGUAAAACUGGGGGCAGGUAGCGGGGAACCUAGGGCAGCCACAGAAUGGGAAGCCUAGGUCAGCAGCAGCAGAGGUGGGAAGCUGUCUCCGAGGCACUGACCUCAAGGCCACGGCCAGUGUACCCACCGAUGGCAGAGCUGACCUCACAAAGGAAAUUCCCCAUCAUCCUACCAAGCACCAGGGAAGAAAGGAAUGCAAGUGAUUAGGGAGUCUGGAAAGAGUUUGAUUUGAAGCUGAAUGAUUCCCCCUCUGCUGAACCCCAGUGCCAACCAGGGAUCAUUGGAAGUUAUCCUAACCACACCCAUCCUGGGUUCACAGUAUUCUUGACAGCAGAAGCUAUUCCUUGUAAAUGACUUCUUCAAGCAGAGAUGGGAGAAUGUUUCUGAAAAUAUAGUCACAUGGCCAUGUGGUCAAUAGUCCAGGAUUUAUGGACACAACUCUAUAGCAACUACCAAGGUCUCUUAGCCACAUGGCUGCGUUGCAAUAAAGUUUUAUUUAUAAAGGCAGACAGUUGGCCAGAUUUGACAUGAGAGGCAUUGUUUGACAAGUUCUAUCUUAACUCUAUCUCUUUUCUUGAUUUCCCUCUUUGGGUUUGGCUUAAUGGCUAGCCCAUCUCACCCCCCACAGUGUCGGGCUAGGCCCCAGGAGACUCCACUUGGGUGAGGGACUUCAGAAGGCACUGAAUUCAGGACUGAGUUUUCGAAAGGAAAGUUGGCCAUCGAGAGCCCCUGCCCCCCAAUCUUUUCCCAGCAUCUUUCACGUCAGUUUCUAUACACCAGGGCUUUACAGUGUGCAUGAAGAUUUAAGCUGGAAGCUGGCCCAGGUCAUUUCUCACACUUAGGGGUUAUUCAUUAACUGAUAGACUUACAGAGGGAACUUUCAUAUUCUUGACAACGGAGAAAUUCUUUCAUCUUCUGCCCUUUUUAUAAAGGGAAAGGUCACCCUCAUGAGUUGUUUCUUGUGUUGAUUUAGUUCCUAAUUCACAGUGUCUGUCAAGAUUGGAGAGUUUUCUGGUUUCCAUCAAUAAGUCAUUUUCACAUUUCUGAAUUGUGGGCAGACCCCAUGGUCACUGUAGGUAGUAGCCUACACUGGGCAGAAACAAUAAAUAACCGAGCUCAGCCCCGUUCUUCCACACUCAUUUGUCAGGGCCAUGUCACUCACUCACUCAAACCUUCAUUUCCUGGGCUAUAAACAGAAUUAUCAAAGGCCACGCAUCAUUCACAAAGCUGUCUCUAGGUCCUUUUCAAAGCAAGCUUCUCCACGGCCUCUCCUCCAAGGCCCUGCUCGCUCUUUUGAGAACUCUCCACUCACAGUGUGGACACUCGUUAUUCAGAGGCUUGCCCUUACCAUAUGGUAUUGCAUAAUUAUUUUCCCUUUAGGUGUAAUUAUGGAAUUGCCAGCCCCUUGGCUCUGUUUUGCAUUAUUUCACACGUAUUUUCUCGUUUUGAUUUAAGUCUCGGUGCGCCAUGCCAUAAAUCAGCAGAGCGGGGGUGGGUAACGAGAGGACAUCAAAACACAGCCCCCACUGCUAUAGAAAGUUUCACAAGUGACACUCCAUAACUCAAACGCUGCAAACCACGGGGUAGUCAGAGCAGGGCAGUGUGACAGUAUGAGCUGUUUUCGUUAAUAGAGAUGAAAUUAUGGGUGUGACCUGCUGGCAGGCCUCAAACAGACUUCAGCGAGCUGUUUGCUCAGCUGUCCUCAGCAACAACUUAAUACUUUGUGGAUAAAAUUGUUCUCCCAGCAUCUCAAGUGGUAUAUUCCAGGGGUCCCAAUUUGUUCUCACUAUUAAGAAGCAGGAACAAGUUUGCAACCCCUCCAAUGGCACUCGGAGACUCUGGUCAUGUUUUGUUUUCAAUGUAUCAAGCUUUCUACACCACAGUCCAUGAAAAUCUCCUUGUUUUCUCCUGCGUCUGCCUGGAGAAAAUCUGCACGAAGCUGAAACCUAACACGCUCUGUGUGACUUAAAGACGCUGUGUAUUCCCUCGUGCCGAAAGGGCCUCGCCAUUUUUCUUUACCUGCAUGGUUCUUUUUACCAGAAACCCUUCCCUGGCUCCCUGCAUGUAGAACCUCAAGUCUCUGAGGCUCCACUCAGACAACUCCUAGUAGUCUUCCUUCCAUCUCUAGCCCCUUUCCAACAAAAAAGGGCUCCCUCCACCCCCAAACCCGACCCCUCGUGUAACCUACUCUUUUUCCUUAGUAAUCAUACAACGUUUAAGACAUGAGAAACUGCACCAGAAAUGAUGCAGCAAUCCCCUGCUGGAGUUCUGCAGUGCAGAAGCCCCUGGGAAUUGAAGUUAGCUAUUUACCAUUCUCCCGGGUAUCUUUGCCUUCUCCGUUAUGCAUGUACAUUCCUUAAUUAUAUAUAAAUCUUCAUAAGUAGCUUUUUACACUGUGCAUACUUUUCCUAAAGUUUUUGAUGACCUUGUCAAUUCACAACAUUUAUUAGAUUCAUUGUGCUGACUGGUGUACUUAAUUCAUCAGCCCUAUUGGAUGGAUUUCCAUCGUCUAAGUUCAUCAGUCAUUCCUUUUGCAUGUUGGUAAAAUGUUUUCAUAGAUGCCAUAUGCUUUUUUUACAUUUUCACUCUUUGACUUUUAUAACUUGAAGAUUUGUUUGAAGCAGCUAGUACACAACACGGUGGGUGGCUUACCUCGAAUUAAUUGGGUAACACGGGAUGUGACUACUUAGAUUUGCUCACAUACAAUUCUUAACGGAUCCCCACGACGUUUACUACUUAUGCCAUAGGGUGAAAUAGUUGUGUGUGUAAUUCCUUUUCCUUCUGUCUGCUGCCCUCCUGGGCUCCCAGUAGGUGUCCUUGCAUUAUCUCUUGUUUAACAUUAAAUCCCUGCACGAUAGCCAACAAGUAUUAUUGCCAAACAGGGAAACUGAGCACAGCCCCACCAAAAGCUGAAACAGAACUCGGCAUCGGAUACUGUGUAUCUCUUAGGUAGGUUAUUAAGAAGUUCUGCCAAAAAAUUAUUGACACUUAACAGAGCAGGGCAUUUAUUGUUUUAAACUAUGUUUCCAUCCAAGUGUGUUUAGAAAACUGAAUCUUUUUUAUCUGGGACUCGAAACUUCUUUGGGAUAAUUUUAAAAUCUUAGAAUCUCUGCUUCUCACCCACCACAGCUGUUAGGAGAAAGCCAAUCACAGAGCUUGAUUCUUUCGAGUGUAAAAUCUGCUCUUCCAAAGGGCACAGUCCUCUUAAAAAUAGUCACAGAGCUGUGCAGCUCUUAACUUUACCUAACUGCAAAAUAUACUUGUGUCCCCCAAAGAACCCUCUUAUUCAUCUGUCGCCGCCUGUUCUGCCUCCCUAGAUCUCAUCUGCUGCUUGGCCUUUUGUGCCGGUGCCUGUUUGGACAAUGUUGCAGAAAUGGAACUGUAUCAGAGGGAUGAAGGGGCUGCCUCACUCACUUGGGUAGUGUCCUCCAGCUCGCCUGCUGGGGAGCACCUGUUAGUACUCCUUCCCCGCUUGUUGUCACACAGUAUCCCAUCGUGGCUGCCCUACAUUUGAUUCAUGUACUUUUCAGUUCAUCAAUUGGCCAUCUGGCUUGUUUCCAUGUCUCAGACUGUUUUGAAUAAUGCUGUAAUGUACAAGUUAUUGUGAACAAGGAUUUCCAGUCUUGUGGGGCUCUCCCUGGGUGCAGAAUGGUGGGCCAUGUGGCAACUGUGUUAAUUUUCUGAGUCUGAGGCUUUAUUGAACUGAGGCCUAAAGGAACUACAGUAUUCUUAACUUGCACAUUACUGUGGGAGACACAGCAGUCCAAAGCAUUCUUAACUGUUACUAUUAUGGUCCCUAAUUCAACGAUCUGGAUUUCAAAACCAUUUCUGAACCUCUUCUUAUUUCCAACCUGGAGCCACACCCCUUCCCCUAACGAUAUGAAUACUGCACCUGCAUUCUGUGAGCGAUGUAGCCUGGCACUACCUUGUAUCUGUACACAAACCUCAGAUUUAUAGUUUCGUUGUAAGGGACAUCCUGACAACAGUUUCCAUCUGAAGUUUGUUUUCUCUAAAUGACUCUGGUUAAAAAAUAUUGCUAGAAAAAUAGCAUCUGGUAUUUUUAUACAGAGAACUUUUCUAUAGCUACAUUGCCUUAAGAAAGCAGGUAAUCUCUAACCUGAAUAAAAGAGAAAUCAGUCCACCAGAUACCACAGAAAUCAAUCAGCACAAGGAUAGAUUAAUCUGCUGGCCAGAUGUCUGCCAUGGGAAGUUGUUGGACUUGUGAAUUGUCACAAUUUUGAGGUGUUUUUUUUAUUGCAAAAUAUAAAUCUUCACAGUGUUUCUUUUGAACAAUGUUGAUGCUUGGUGAACCUCACAUUUUGUAAUAUUUUAAAAAUUAUGUAUUUGUUGUUAAAAACAAUUUUUG